CCCAGCCUUGGCUGGGAAUCUCACAUCGCUCUGGUGUGAGAUUUGGCACAUGGUCUUGUUCAGAUAUUUCCCAUGAUAUUUUUUUUUUUUUGCCUGUCUCCUCAAAAGAGAUGUUGCUCCCCCACUGUGGUUAAUAGGAAGAGGGGGGAGAGGCAGCAUCGCCCAAACAUGUGACCCCUUUGUUAGAAUGAGAUAGUGAGGGUGUCCUCAGACUGGCUCAGUAACCAAUAGAUGGCAGUAAAUGGACACGGAGAUACCAGCUGCCUAAACAAACAUAAAGGGGGUUAAAAAAAUAGGAGCGAGAGAGAGAGAGAGGAAAAAAAAACUUCUACAAGAUGGCGUCUGACUGGAGGGAGAGGGAGCCCCUCUCUGCAUCGCCUGGCUGGUGAGAGGGGGGCACGGGCAGCCUGAGCUGGGGGCUGCACACUUCAUGGCGCUGGGAAGGAUAACUCUGCUGUGGGGUUUGCAGUGGGCUGGCUGCGUCCUGGUGGUGGCUGCAGGUAAGUGCUUGCUCUGAGCUCUGGCUUCUACAGACAGAGGAUGAGUAGAAAUAGAAUGGAGAAUCCCCCACUUGUGUGCCAGAGGGGCGACCAAUUCCUUACUCUGCUGUCUGGCAUGCACUGUCUUAAUGACACCCUUGCCCUCCAAAGUUCUACUCGUUGGAAUGUUAGCCCGCAUAGAACUCUAUAUAAUGCACUGGGAUGUGGUCCUCACCCUGCUGCAUAUUCAUCUCAUUGUCACAAUAAUCCCCAUGGCAACAGUGAUUUAUUAAACAUUUAUAUGAUUUCGUAGCAGCUCGGGACGUUGGCAUGACUGGGUAUAUAAGUGCUGCAUGCCAUGCUUUUUUUUUUUUUCUCUGGCCAAAAGGACCUGGUACCCUGCUGCUGUUAACAAGCGGAGCCUGUCUGGUCCAUGGAUUCAAUAGAUGGAUGUGUGUUCCAGUCUUGUCAUGGCAGUUGUCACACAGUGAUCAUGAAAUGAAGGGCCUCUCUAGCUCUUUGUAUGCCAAACACAGUACUGCUAAUAACAUGCAAUGCUGGCACACUGCCUGUUAAUAUAUAGUAUAUUGACAUCUCCAUAGACAGACACAUCUUUGCACUGACACAUUCAUUUAUUUCUGUGCUUUUCUAAUGAUCUGUCAACUAUAAUUAAUUGACACAAUAUUAUACUGAGACAUUGAUGUGUUAAUACAAUACUUCUAUCAUUGGCUUCUUGAUAAUCUGAGAUUUGAUUGUACAUCCAUUCACAAAUGUUAGUGUCAGAGGUUACAUCAACCAAGACUGAUUAUUUGUCUCCUAGAUUGUAAGCUCCUUUGAGCAGGGCAUGGUGGCCUCUUGCAUCUGUUGACAUUGUUUUGUUUUGUACUUGUUGUCAUCGCUGUAUUAUAGGAAAGCAUUGUGAAAUAUGCUGGCACUAGAAAAAUGCUAAAAAUCACAAUUUGUUCCCUAACAACCUAAUUACCCAUAUAACUUUUGCAAAGUGUUCUUGUGCUCUACAGAGUACAUGGACAGUCAUCAGAUCUGUUAUUGUUUUGUUUAUUUUUUUUUCCCAUCUAAAAAGACCAUUUGUCAUAUUCUGUAAAUCUUUGGAUUGUUUGAUCAGAUUCUAUACAGUUUAACAGGCAGAAUUUAUGGAGGAGUGGAUCAGUAUCACUGCCUUCCAAUUUAGCCUGCGGUGCUGUGCUAGAUGCUUUAUUAUAGUGUUUUUUUUUUCUCUAGUGUUUUAUUCUUUGGAAGCUGAUCUGUACAUACAGAAUAUACAGCCUACAUGCUCUAUAGCUUCGAGGGAAAUGAAUAGCAGUGACCCAUAGAAUACAGGCCACAAUGAAUCCUCAUAAUUUCACUGUAAGUGUGUAAAGAGGCCUCAAAGCCCCAUUCUAGGUUCGUGAGCCUGGGCAACAUUAACCGCUUUACAAACCACAGCAGACCUAUAACUGAGUAUCUGGUCAUCUUCUUAACAGAGAGUGAACUGGUCAGAUUGUAAGUGAAAGAGGUUCUGCAGCAGCGGAGCUGCUGAUCUCACCCAGAUUCCCGGUGGAGGGCUAGCCAUAUCUUCUAAUGCAUCUCUUGGCACAGCCUUUACUGCUGCCCUAGUCUGCAUCUCUAGCAAUUGCGAUUUUUUUUUGAGCCAUAAUAAAAUCUUUGUGUCUUGCAGUACUUCAUCUCAAAGAUCUGCAGAUAUGAGAAGGGUGGUCUAUGUAAAAAACUAAUUUUUACUGACAUUUGUUUAAAUUUUAACUCUUAGGCACGGUAACUGUUAGACUGUCUCCCCCAAUUCUACUGUGCCCCAGGCACAUAUGUUCAUUACCCAUAUGUAAAUAUGCCCAUGUCGUUAACAUACUAGCUUCAUAUGUUUUCUCUAGAGGUAAUUACCCCAUUGCCUUUAACUUUAUCAUGUAUUCAGAUAUAUUAAAAUGGUUCAUCGGAUUUAAGAUAUUUUUAAUGAUGCAUUCCAAAUCUACUACCUUCCGUGGAACAUUUUAUGCUAGAAGCAUUUACAAUGCGCACCUUUACUCCUUGUGUCCUGGUUUCUGCUCAUUCUAUUAAUACAAAAUGAACAACCAAUCAGGACAAGAACACCUAGCACAUACUGGUAAAUUGUAGGUUCUAAGAGAAAAGAUAAAUUUAUUGCCAUUAGUGAAUACUGUUAAAGAGCAACCGUUACUUUUCUAAAAAUUACACGACAGAAUAAAACAUUGAAAAUAACUAUACAAAUGAACUAUACGUUUUAUAACAUUUUCUUCAAGCACCAUGGCCACUUCAGUGAUUUGAAGUCGUUAUAGGUGCCUGUAGUCUGUAAGUGCAGCAUUUUGGUUUUGAAAUGCCGCAUAUACAGAGUUUAACCCCUCUGCUGCUGGAGGUGUAACUCAACCACCGGCAGUGUCAUUAGGGUGGUAUUAUCCAGACCUGAACAAGAUUGGCUAAUGUCAGUUCUGUGCAUAUUCCUAUGCACAGAAAUGCAUUUUUUGGAUGAGAGCAGUCAGCUAAUGCUCUCAGCCAAUGAAUGGCUGACGGGAUCAACUGCCGGGUUCUGCAGCUCUGCAGAAGUCGGGUGUCAUCGCUGGCCCCAUAGGGCAAACAGCAUCCAUUGGUGACUCAGGUAAGUGUGCAAACUAUUGCAAAAGGGUUUGCCCCAUUACCGGGGAACAGAAGAGAUUGAUCAGAGGGUAAUACUCUAAUAAUUAUUUUAAAGAAAUAAAAGUGGAACAAUCAUCAUGGAAACCAGGGGAACACGUCCGGAGGUUGACGCCAUUUUUUACAUUUUUGCACCGCUUUUUAGAACAGAACCCUUUGCUAAACCUCCCGCAUUGUUUCUACUUCUUCUCUCUCUCUUCUUUGCUGACUGACAGGUGCAAAGAGGAGAACAAAUAUUGACGGACCUAAAAUGGAGGUUCUCACAGAAGAGAAAAGUGUGGAUUUGUAUAUUUGAUUGUAAUAUAUUUAUAUAUAUAUAUACCUCUUAUGAGCAUUUGUAACAUUAACAGCAGAAUUACUCUUAGUCAGUACCUAUAUAGUUAAUCGCAUCAGCCACUGAUCAUUUCAAUGAUUUAAGUUUACGUUAGUGCCAGUAUUUUGUGACUUUCAUGCUUUUAUUCCUUAUUUAUUCCCCUCCGGGGCAGAUUCAGUGCCCAGUCUCAGGAUUUAUAUUACGGCUGGGGUUAUUAAAGGACCACUAUAGUGCCAGGAAAACAUACUCGUUUUCCUGGCACUAUAGUUCCUGAGGGUGCACUCCCGCCGGGCUCUGGGGAAAGGGGUUAAAACUUACCUUUUUCCAGCGCCGGGCGGGGUGCUCUCCUCCUCCGAUCCUCCUCUUCUCCUCCCUUUCGGCUGAAUACGCACACGCGGCAAGAGCUCCGCGCGCAUUCAGACGGUCUCAUAGGAAAGCAUUUACAAUGCUUUCCUAUGGACGCUUGCGUGUUCUCACUGUGAUUUUCACAGUGAGAAUCACGCAAGUGCCUCUAGCGGCUGUCAAUGAGACAGCCACUAGAGGCUUUGAGGGCUGGAUUAACCCAUUUAUAGACAUAGCAGUUUCUCUGAAACUGCUAUGUUUAUAAAAAAAUGGGUUAAUCCUAGAGGGACCUGGCACCCAGACCACUUCAUUAAGCUGAAGUGGUCUGGGUGCCUAGAGUGGUCCUUUAAGCAAAUUGAAAUCUGUAUUGCCAAAUUAAAGAGACAGUAUAGUCACCAGAACACUUACAGCAAGAAAAGGCAGUGUUUACAUUACUGCUUAGUAACACGUCUAGCGGCAGUCACUCAGUCGGCCACUAGAGAUGCUUCCUGGGCUUCAUCGUCUCCACACUUUGCAUUCAGAUGCUGAACACUCCUAUAGAGAUGCAUUGAUUCUAUGAGGAGAUGCUGAUUGGCGCAGUGUGGUAUUUUGCCAUGCAUGCGCGAUAGCAAUGGCUGAGAUUGUCAAAUUUGAUGAUAUUAACCAAGGAGGCGGAGCAGCGCUGGAAAAAAGGUGAGUAAAUCACCUUUUUAAUAGAGUUGAGAAGGGGUUAAAGGGUAGCCACGGACCUAAAUGGCCAUUUUAAACCUCUAGGAAUACACGUUUGUAUUCCUGACACUGUCGUGUACCUUUAAGGCAAACAUACCUGCUACAGAUUUGAAUUCACAGCUGUUCUGUCCUCAGUGUGUUUAUUGAUGUGAGGAUUGGUAAUAUAAUACUCAUUGUCUGUGAGGGCAAAGCAGAGUUACACAGCAAUAAAAUUCACACACUGCACCAUAUAGAGAUUAAUUUGUAAGGUGUCAACCUGUGAGAGAAUGUAAGUGUAUAUUAAUGUGAAGUAUUAGUGUGUCGUGUCCCUCAUUUCUGUCUUUCUAAACCCCCCUUUGCUCACUCGCCCCCCAUAUCCCUCCCUUACACAUUUGCAUCCUUCUCUUCAUUUCUCUCCAUGUCCCUGACUCUCCAUUUGCAUGCUUCUCCCAAUAUUCCUCCCAUCUGUCUCCACAUUUCACCCUCUUCCACACUUGCCACCCCUCUUCAUUUCUCCCCUUUCCCCACUUGCAUGUAUCUCAUCUUAUGUCUUCCCCAGCCCCACUUUGUCCAAUUGCUCGUAUCCACCUUUUUCACCACUUGUGCCGCUUUCCAUUUUUCCCUUUCCACAUCUUCUGCUCCCUUCCACGUCACAUCUCCUCUUUCCCGGUUUGUUCCCUCUCCCAAUGACAUUUUCCCUUACCCCUAUCCUGCCUGUAAGUGAGGCUGAGCGGAAUGAUGUAAAAGGCCCACAUGCAGGAGUUCACGUGGGGCCAUGAUGCUGAUGCCAUACAUCCCUGCUCGUUCUCCUGAAAUUGGUCCUGCAGCCAUGCAGAGAAAGAAGUACUGUCGCGGCAUGUCUCUCAUGGGAUGGAGAAUGAGAUAUUCACCUUCUUACUCGAGCACACAGUUUACUUCUAUCCCACCAAAGAUCAUAAAUGGUGGUAAUACCUGUAGGUGCCGCAGCUGCCUGCUCAUACAUCUAUCAGUUGAAUAAGUAUUGUUAUGUGUAUUGUGAACACCGUAGACAACCCGUUUCCUCCUGGCAGCACUAAUGCCGGAGCAACAAGCAAGCAGGUAUAUAAGAUUAAAUACUUAAGUACUAAUAAUAAUCAAGUACUCUAUGUGUGUUCCUGUCUCGAGUAAGCACCCCCCUUUACCCACACCUGAUUCUCUUUGUGACAGCUGGCAUGUCAGCACUGUGAUAAUAAAAAGUGCCACCCUAACCCGUGCGAUAAAUGGUUUAAAAAAUAAACGAAAGAGGCUGAUGAUCUGCUUGCCUGAGGAAUAUAUUUAUUAGAAAACCUUAGUAGGGAGAAAGUGACAACUGAUCCGGUAUGAAAAAAAAUAAAUCAACCUACAUUGCCUUCAGGAACUUUUACAAUAAAUGGGUGCAAUUGAGAGGAAAUAUUAUCACCACUCACAGGGUUAUUCAAUAAAGUGAGACUUGUCUGGACUUCAAAGGGAUUUUCACAUUUAAGGCCAAAGUAGCCAAACUGGAAGCAUAGCUGAGAAUUUGUCCAGUUUGGCUAUUAAGUCCUUAGGAAGAGUGAUAAAGUGGAGAGGAAUAUACACCUAUGCAGUGGAGAAUUGCAAGUGUCCAAAGAUCAGGAUGCUGGCCACUAGCCCAAGGUCACAUGAGAUAAUGUUUAACAGCAAAUGGCAAUGUUGGUCUCAGGGUCAUGUUGCUCAACCAACAUGGAGAUAUUUUGCUUUUAAUUAACCCCUUCACUGACUUUGUGAAUCCCACAUAGCACACAGUAUUGACUAUGAAGUAAACAAGUGCUUGUGGAACAUUUUAAUCUACGAAGUGUAGCUAUACUUCACUGUCUCCAAUGAAGGAUAUAAUUGACAGCGAUAUAUUAUGUUAAUAUUUUAUUCAUCAGUCUGGAAGCCCUUUAAAUCUCAGCAUUAAAGGGACACUGUAGGCACCCAGACCACUCCAGCUCAUUGAAGUGGUCUGGGUGCAAACUCCCUGCCCUGACAAAGGGGAAAGCUAUAGUGCCAGGAAAACAAGUUUGUUUUCCUGGCACCAUAGUUUCCUUUUAAACACAAGUGAAAUUUCACCCCUCUGAUUUACUGUGAGAUAAUAUCCGUUAACAUAUUGUGAAGUAACUGGUUUGUGACCCCAAAGUAGCAAUAUUUGUAUAUAGCAGAUAUUUAAACUGCGUACUUUCUAAUUUUGCAAGCACUUGGAAUCUGUACCGUUACAGCCAUUGUGAAGAGGGCAUGCAUUGACUUGUUAAUAUUUUAAAUGGUUAAGUAAUUUGUCUUUUUAUGUUAUUUUUCCUAUUUUCAAAAUGAAUAAUCUCGUUUUCACUGUACUUUGUCUGUCUGUAUGUUUAAAUUGCCCCCCUUUUUUUUCUAAACACAUUAACAUUCACACUGCUACUUACUUUUAUUCCAGCACUGGGAUAAUCUCGUAAUUUCAGUCUGAUCAUCCUUCUGUGAUGUCAUCUUUAUUGUGAAAUCCAAUACUUCUCUAUGAGAAGCACUGGGGAUAAUGUGCGGCAAUCCUCUUAUCAAAUGCUUCUGAAACAUUGAAUCCAAUCAGGGCCGGCGCGUCCAUAAGGCGGCACAGGCGGCCGCCUUAGGGCGCACCGGCUCUGGGGGCGCAAAAUUCCAGUGACCGGCAGGAGGGAAGUGCUCCCUCCUGCCAGGUCACCUCCUGGAUCCCCGGCGCGGUGUGCGGCUGAACUGGAUGCCGAGUUGGCGAGGGAGCUCUGAUCUCUCUGAUGUGCUCCCUCGCAGGCUGUUUACUGAUGACGUCAUAUUCCGGCUCCCGCGGCAUCAGUAAACAGCCUGUGAGGGAGCACAUCAGAGAGAUCAGAGCUCCCUCGCCAACUCGGCAUCCAAUUCAGCCGCACGCCUCCCAGCAGCCCCACUGGACCACCAAUGAGAGACCCACGCCAGCUCUCCAGGUAGGGAGGCUGGGUGGGAAAUUUAAAUUUAAUUUAGAUUAUUAAUUACUGUGAGUGUGUGUGUGCAUGUGAGUGAGUGUGUCUGUCAAUGUGUGUGUAUGUGUGUCUGUCAGUGUGUGAGUGAGUGUGUAUGUGAGUAUGUGUGUCUGUCAGUGUGUGUGUGAGUGUGUCUGCUAGUGUGUGUGUGUAUGUGUGUCUGUCAGUGUGUGUGUAUGUGUGUCUGUCAGUGUGUGUGUGAGUGUGUCUGUCAGUGUGUGUGUGAGUGUGUGUGUGUGAGUGUGUCUGUCAGUGUGUGUGUGUGUGCAUGUGAAUAUGUGUGUGUGUGUGUGUGGUUCUGUCAGUGUAUAUGUGUGAGUGAGUGCAUGUGAGUACGUGUGUCUGUCAGUGUCUGUGAGUUUGUGUGUGUGUGUGUCAGUGUGUGUUUGUCAAUGAGUCUGUCAGUGUUUGUGUGUCUGUGUGCUUGUGAGUGUCUGUCAAUGAAUGAGUGUGUCAGAUAAGUGAGUCUGGCUGUCAGAUAUGUCUGUGUGUUUUUCAUUGAGUGCGUGUGACUGUCAGUGUUUCUACACCCCUGACUGUAGCGUGGCCAAGCGGAGUGUACCGUGGUACAGGAACUUCUGUUUCCUGUACCUAGCAGGACUGUCAGGAAAAGCUCACUGUACCGGGAUUCGCCCCGCUAAACCACGCUACAAGAAAGGUAGGAGGCACACCAGGAAGGGGAGGGGACCACUAUGGGGGUGGGUGGCGCACCAAGGGAAAGGGAGAGGAGGGGAGAGAUACCCUAAGGUACAGGAAAAGGAUGGAGGGGGGGAGAGGAACACUAAGCGACAGGGAACAGAGGGGGGAGGGGAGAGGAACACUAAGGGACAGGGAAAGGAGGGGGGAAGGGAAAGGAACACUGAGAAACAGGGAAAGGAGGAGAGAGGGGAGAGGAACAGUAAUGGUCAGAGAAGGGAGGGGACCAUUAAGGGACAGGGAGAGGGGCUGGAUGUAAAAGAACACACAGCGGGGUUUGAGAAGGAAAGAGACACACAAAGGGGCUGGGAGAAAAGGAGUCACACAAAGGGGCUGGGAGGAGUAAGACACAAAAUGUGGGAGGAUGUAAGAGUCAUACAAAGAGGAGAGAUAGGAGACACACAAAGGCAAAAAUAGGAGAUAAAAUACAUUAAAGGGAGUCAGACAUUUAAAAGACGGGAUAAGAAACACAAAAGGGAGGUUAAGAGGCACAUGGGUGAAGAGGUUUUUUUGGGGGGGGGGCGGAAAAAUGCAUCUUCGCCUAUGUACCCAAAAUUCUUUGCACCGGCCCUGAAUCCAAUGAUACUAUCAGUUGCAUUAGCUUCAUCAGUUCUUCAUCAUUGUAAAGCGCUGCGGAAUUUGACCGCGCUCUAUAAAUAUCAUAAUAAUAAUAAUAAUAAUUUUGCUGUGCAUGGUGACAAUGAACGAAUAAUGGAGACUGUGCCUCUAGUCACUGUCUGCCAGACACCCACUGGAAUCAUGUUGUGUCAGUGUUCUACAUUGCCAGAGAAAAAGGACAACCUCUAUAUUAGGCUGUAGGUUUUUUGGUGUUUAGUGUAAAUAAGAACGUGAACAAAACCAUGAGUUGCUUCAAUAUAUGCUGUUUUCAGUUUGUGGAACAGGGCUCAAAAUUUUAACUCACCCAGUUGUAAGUAAGAAGUUUAAAUUCAGUUAUUUUGACCAUUGGGCACCCUCUCAAUCUGCAAUGUUAGGUAAGUGGUAAUUCCUGAGACAAUGCAAAUUAAGUCAAGCAAAAUGUAUUAAUAUAGAUAAAAAAUAUGUACUGGACACAUUCUGAUCAAAAAUAAGGAAAUGUAGGAAAGAUUAAGAAAAAUGUAUUAUGCCAAAAAUAGAGAUUUGGAGGAUUUCUCACUGUUUAUCUGGCAUGAAGCCAAUUGUUAGUCAGUAGGAUGUAGACUUUGGCUAUUUUUAUGUUACCUGGGGCACUGGAACAUUACAUAAAUUGGUACUCCGCAUAAUACAUUUUUGGAUACUGGAAAAACCUCCAAAGAAUUUGGCUAAGAAAAUUUACUUAUUCCGGGUCAAGAGGUAUAGAACACUUGCAUAUCCAUGCUUUGCCAUUUUGUCUUUCAAAACUGCUUUAGAUGUUUUGCAAACUGUGCCUGACUGUCCAUCUCUGAAGAUAAGGAAUAGCAGUAGUGGAAAUGCUGGAUAAUUGACAACUACAUAUUACACAUUAAACAAACUGAGGACUUAGAACUUCAGAAUAAUAGAGAUAUUUCAGUCCUUUAUGUGAAUCCUAUACAGAAGUGUUUUUUGUUUUUUUUAGAAAUAAUGAUCAGUUCAGUAGAAGAAAGAGCUUUUUUGACAAAUCAAAAGAUAAAAGAUGUUUACAAAGUCACCAAGUCUUCAAGUCAACAAUGUCGCUGUUAACCGUAAUGUUAUUUUUCAUCAAGGCAGUUACUUGGCCUGCUAUUCAACUGUGAUUGCCAAAAUAGAGUUUCAGAAUUCUUCUUCACCAAUCCAGUAAACAUAUCUGGUGGUUGACUAACAGAGACACACUGAAAAAGAAGUCUGUAAUGGAGAUUCCCAGAUAGCACCAGAUAGCAUAUACAUUAAAAACACAAGACAAAUUGUGUGGGAUACAAAUUCUGGUUUCAGCUCUCUCAGAGUGUACAGUCAAUUAAAAAAUUUAUCUUCCAGUUGAAGAUCAUUAGUUGUUGAUGGAGGAUCUGUAUAGAGUCUAUUGGCUUACUUUGGAACAACAGUAGUGUAUGUGUCAAUUUGAAAAGCAGAACCAAAAGUCAUCACCUGGUUCUCACUUUAGGCAAAAUCUAUUGUAGAACACAUUUUACAGCCCAUCUAAAAAGGUUCUCCAAAAUUGCUACUUAUUCCUUAAGCAUAAGUUCUUGUCCAACAUAGUAAACGGACACAGAGCUAAAGCUGGGAAUGUAAUGUCCUCUGCAAUGCAUCCUUCAGUUCCUCUAAUUACCAGUCUAUUCCAGAAGAUGAUAAUGAAACAGGUCCGGUGUUCUUGACUGGGUCCUCUUGGCUGACAAGCAAAUCAUUCUCAAAAAAUGAUGUGGUUGCCCUAUUUCACAUCCAUCAACUUCUCAACCAGAUUUCCAAACACAAAUGCCUAUCUGGCUCAACAGUCUGCAACCAACUAUUGUCAGUUUGAAAGGAAGUGUGAGCAAUACGGGUCUCCCCACUCUGCAAUCAUUAAACCCUCCUAAUUUAAUUUAAUUUCCUUUUUUUUUUUUAUAUAUCUCAAAAAUGUAUAACUGGCAGGACAAGAGACAUUUUUAUUGAUUUAAAAAAAAAAAAAUCUAUACUUUUUUCUUACAUUCUGUGUUUAUCACGGCCUUUGAAAUUUUCUUUAUAAGUACAUUAACUACAGAUACAAGAACAUCUUUGUAUAUAUCAUAUCCUGUCUUAUCUUUAUGGAGAGUAAAACAUUCUCAGUACUGUGGUGCAAUUGUAUUGACAUAAAAACAAUGUAUUAAUCUCCCUUCCCCCAUGACUCAUGAUAUCAACAUCAUUUGUCAUUUAUCCUGAAGCCUUUCAACCUGAUCACGCAAAACACAUAGCACCAAAGUUACCGACGUUCACGCAAAAAAUGCACUCUCACUUUUCGAUGGGCUGAUACAAACAUAGCCUUACACACCAUUUAAUACAACAAUUAACUUGCCACUCACUCUAUUUUGGUUCUAAAUCCUUUGGGCAGGUGACCUCUUAAUGGGUACAGUCUCCUAACCAUAUAAUUGACACGCUAACAUGGCAGUAAUGUUCAACUGCCAUCACCGAUGCGGUGCUAUACCAAAGGCUAUAAAGCAUUAGGUGUCAACCAACUGAUUACGGGCUUAUCUAGGCUUACCACCCUACUUGUGUGAGUUGAGGACCACAUAUGUUCACAUUACGCUAGUAUGUAUACCUACAAAAUGAAUGGAUGACAUGAAAUUAUCUCAAUGCUCUUUGUGUUAUGUUAAUCCAUCCACAUGUUUUAUGUUCGCCCUUACACAUGGUAUGUUUAUCCAAUUGUAUGUGAUAUGUUCAUCCUUACACAAUUGUUGUAUGUCCAUACAACAGUUGUUGCAACUUUGAUGUACUUGAUCAUAACAAUGUGUAACUUUGGAACGGUUAUAACUUUGUGAACAUUUCCAAUAAAUGUUUAAAAAAUAUAAUAAUAAUCCCAGUGGCAUUAGACAGUGGUAUAAUCUUCUUGGGAUAGGAGUGGGUUCUCUGUAGUUUCUGCUCACUAUUUGAUGGACACUCCGAGACAACUUGUGAAGAGGUUUGUCAUAGAAAACUUUCAGAUAUGACAGUUAAUCCUUGCAGAAGUGUGUGGGGCAUGAAGUUUCAUUUUCAGCUUUUUCAUAGUGUACAGUCAAUCGAAAAAUGCUUUCAUUUUUUGAGUACUACUAGUUUAUGGAGUGAGUAGGCUUACUUUGGAAAAAUACAAUGGUUGCAUAUAUAAAUUUGUAACGCGAAUUGAGAACAACAUACAUCUAGUAUAAAAAUAUCCCUAAACAUUGCUGCAUAUUAAUUUUGUAUGUAUUGUCUAAAUGAAAGCUGUGUGUUUUAGGUACCGCCUGAUCAAGGUCAAUACCUGCAAUCUUUGUGCACAGUGAAGUUAAGAAGUGUACAAAAGCAUCACUUGUAAGGUAAUGAGAAAUGUAGCAGCAUAUUCCUCAAGUGGAUACAUUUCAAGACACAAGACUUAAAAGUACCAGUGUAUUAUAAAGUAUGGAGGAGUAGAUUAUGUGAGAAUUGUUAUAGCUGUGCAAUAUAUAUCAAAUUAUGAAUUAAUUACAUCAAAAUGUCUUCAGUAUAGAUAUUAUAAAUCACUGUUUAAUAGUUCCAAUAAGAUUAAUUUGGGGAGUUUAGAUUAUUUUUUGGAAGGUUUACAUAUACCCAAAAUAACAGAACAGAAAGAAAUGUUAGACAAAACUAUUCAGACCUGUGAAGUUAUUAAAGCAAUCGAAACACUUAAAAACAAGAAAGCCCCUGGCCCAGAUGGGUUUGGGGCACAGUUUUAUAAAAUAGUCAAAGAAAGAUUAGUCCCUGAGAUGGCACAAGCCUUUAAUGAAUUUAUACAUCUGUCUAAUUUCUUACGGCUAAUAUUCUCCCAAUUCUUAAUGGAGCACUAUAGGGUCAGGAACACAAACAUGAAUUCCUGAUCCUAUAGGGUUAAAACCACCAUCUAGCCCCCUGGUCCCUUCAUGCCUCCCUAAAUAUAGUAAAAUCUUACUUGUAUUCAAGUCUUGCUUGCUUUGUCCCUGUUUCCUUUUGACCUGCCUGCUGACAUCAUCGGAAGUGGUAGCCUGAUCCGAUCACAAUGCUUCCCCAUUGGAUUGGUUGUGACUGAAAAAGAGCCCUGGCCAAUCAGCAUCUCGCCAUAGAGAUGAAUUGAAUCAAUGAAUCUCUAUGAGGAAAGGUCAGUGUCUGCAUGCAGAGGGAGGAGAUACUGAAUGUUUGGAUGCAUUUUAGGCAGCCAUGACCCAGGAAGGAUAUCUAACAGCCAUCAGAGGAGUGGCCAGUGAGGUUAUGACUAGGCUAUAAUGUAAAAACUGCAUUUUCUCUGAAAAGACAGUAUUUACAGCAAAAAGCCUGAAGGUAAUGAUUCUACUCGCCAGAACAAAUGCAAUAAGCUGUAGUUGUUCUGGUGAUUAUAGUGUCCUGUAACGGUACCGUUUGCACUCCAACCGGGUACCUUCCGUUGAUGGAUGCUCCUAGUGCUUCCCGAGGACUCCAAGCACUCCAUCAGACACCAUAACCACUGUAGACUCCCACAAACCGCCACAGCUUGGUUGGUGUCUCGCCGUCUCCACCCACUCUGGACCCAAGACCAGGGUCCAGCUUCCAGUAGGUCAACCUCUCCGAAUUCCAGAGAGCAGGAACAGGAUCAAGCCCUUAGCAGAGCUUAGUGAUUAUACCCUGGGGAGUAUAAUGAUUAUAGCAAUCCCCAGAAUGUAGUUCUCCAAUCCCCCAAACAUGAGCCGAAACUUCAUGAAGGUACAAGAUGAUCUGACUCCAAUGAGCGUUUAUUACGCCUUAUAUACAAGUUUUCAGGCCAGAGGCACAUCCCCUGGACCUGGUGGAAAACUGUGACAAAAGGGACACAAACCAAUGGGAACACUAAUUCACAUAAUAACACUCCCACAUACACAAUGAAAUCCCUCCUCUCCAUCCUGGAGAUAAUUGGCUUAAGGCACUGCAGUAAACUCAAUUAUCUCCAGGUACAGAAAAUAUCUACAUUUUACACUAACAGCAAAAAUACAUAAAAGUACAUAAAAAUACAUAAUUCUUAUUAUGUUACACAAACCCCCCACAUUUAACCUAUCCCCAGAUAGCUCGGAUCUGAGUGCCCAAUAUAGGUGAACAGCGCUCAGAUACCACGAACAAAGUAAAUUUGCCAUGAGGUUAAAGUUUUGGGGAAGCCUCUUUUGACCGACCGUAAGCAGGAUUUCCUGCCCAAAACAGUUCCACAGAGUUUGGCUGUGCGGACCGUCUAUUUCCAAUGUUAAAGUCAGUUCACAUAGAAAAAAUUACUAAGUCCCAUUCGAAUGCACAAACAGGCCCCAUUCAUGCAAAUAGCACAGAGUGACAUGGCGUUCGAAUUGUCGAACACACUUCAACUUUAGCCAAGGUGGAGGAGAAGGUCAGGGUCAGCGGUGUUCGUGCAAAGGUGCAGCCGGUUUUAGUUCCAUGGAUUCAGGGGCACACACCGCUGACUGCAUUCGACUAAAUUAAAAUGUCCGCCGCCACGUGUUCAUUUGUCGAAUGGCUGACACUUCGACUACUUCGGCACUUAGGCUGCAUCCGAAGUGCCAUGUAAAAAGUACCAAUCCUUCCCUACAGUUCUUAAAGGGCCAGAAGUAGUGAAAUAAAAUCCGAUAUGGCCAAAUAAUGUUCUUAAAGGGCAAAAUCUGCCAAAAACGAUCUCACUAUUGCCAGAGGCUCUUGGCCACUUUCCUCAUGCCUAAACAGACCAAGCAACUCGUGGUGAACUCCUGCUUCCGGCUCACCAAGGCAACCAACGCAGCUCAAGAGGUAGCCAGGGAUGUCUUGCUAAAACUGGUGCGAGGCUCUAACCACGCAGUAAUCAUGGGGGCAGUCAGGGGUUCCCCCACAUUCUCUUUUGAGGGGGCACAACUGGCAUUUUACAGAGACUUUUCUAGGCAUACUUUGACAUGGCAGAGAUCUCUCAAGCAGAUUACCUAGCUCCUCCAGCAGAAUUCAAUCCCCUAUAAAUGGGGCCCCCCCGACGACUAAUCGCCGACAAAGCGGGCAAGAUAUACGCAAUAUCACACCCCAAUUAAGCACCAGCCUUCCUGCAUUCCCUAAGCCUGCCAACAGAGAAGCUACUGCCACCAGACCACCCAGCCUGGACUGUAGCGGGAAUAACCCCAUUUGUACCCAGAGUUGGGGCACCCGAGGCAACCAAACUGCCAACCUGAUGUCUGCUGCUGCAGAUACAUGUGCCCUCAUUCACACAUAAUGUCCCUCAAAUGUGUAAAGUUUUUCUGUUUUACUGUUUGUUGAAAUCGUAUUUAAUACCUCUGUUGUUCUGGCUCCGUAAGCUUAAGACUAAACUCUAAGAUAGCAUACCCCCGUCCCCCCAACAGCACAUAGAGCGCAUAAGCGGUCCCCCUGUGACAUAACAGCUACUCACUGCACGCUCCACUUAAGACCACAGCCUUCUGUUUAAGCACCAGAAUACUACAGCUCCGGCAGCCUGACUGGGAAACUGGUCAGAGUUGAGGGAAAGAUGGUGCUAAAUAUAGGGAUAUUCUUGAGCAAAACCUCUACCACUCUGUGCGUGAUUUGAGGCAAGGACGAAGGUUCACCUUCCAGCAGGACAAAAAAAGACCCCAAACACACUGCUAAAUCAACACUUGAGUGGUUUAAGGGGAAACAUGUAAAUGUGUUGGAAUGGCCUAGUCAAAGCCCAGACCUCAAUCCACUAGAAAAUCUGUGGUCAGACUUAAAGAUUGCUGUUCACAAGCGCAAACCAUCCAACUUGAAGGAACUGGAGCAGUUUUGCAAGGAGGAAUGGGCAAAAAUCCCAGUGGUAAGAUGUGGCAAGCUCAUAGAGACUUAUCCAAAGUGGCUCUACAAAGUAUUGACUUUAGGGGGGUGAAUAGUUAUGCACAUUGACCUUUUCUGUUAUUUUGUCCUAUUUGUUGUUUGCUUCACAAUAAAAAAAAAAAAAUCUUCAAAGUUGUGGGCAUGUUCUGUAAAUUAUAUGAUGCAAAUCCUCAAACAAUCCAUGUUAAUUCCAGGUUGUGAGGCAACAAAACACGAAAAAUGCCAAGGGGGUGAGUACUUUUGCAAAGUACUGUAUUAUAGGUGCCUUACUAGAGCUUAAGUUUCAUGGCGCUAUGCCACUUAGCCACAAGGCGCAUGAAGCCCAUCACUAGUAUCCCCCCCAGAUGAAUGCAUAUUCGCUGAACUAGAGGCGAAUCUGGGUAUCUUAGCUUAAAACAUUAAAAAUGAGUAGGAUUUGCUGGUGAUUUACUCCCAGCUUCAGUGACCAUGUUGUCUAUCUGCCAUUGACAUAAAAUGUUGUAUUCAACUCAAAAAAACUAUAGUCCUAUAUCCCUUAUCAAUGUAGAUGCUAAGGUUUAUGCGCCCAUCAUGGCGGUUAGACUUAAGCGGGUUAUUACAAGGAUUGUUUCUAACGACCAAAUAGGUUUUGUCCCUUGUCGAAGCUCUAUCAGUAAUAUUUGAAGAAGAAUAGGCGGGGCUGAAAAUCAACAAAAAUAAUUUGUUACUAUAGCUUUAGAUGCUGAGAAAGCUUUUUCGACCGGGUUGAUCGGGGGUUUAUGAUGCAGAGUCUGGAACAAUUUGAUUUUGAAAUUUUUCUUUGUAAGGCAAUAAAAGCUUUAUACAGCGUCCCUAGUGCCAGAACCAUCAGGCAAAAUAUACAUGCUAACUGGUUCAAUCUGGGAAAAGGGACAAGACAGGGAUGUCCACUCUCCCCACUUUUAUACAUCAUAACAUUAUACAUUUUUGGCAAAUAAAAUAAGAGCAGAUAGAAAUAUCCAUGGGUAUCCCUUUUCCCAGAAGGAAUAUAAGGUCUGCAUGUAUACUGAUGAUAUUCUUUUGACGCUUGCAGACAUCGAAAAUUCUCCACCCGCUCUUUUGAAUGUGAUCGCUCAGUAUUCAAAUCUAUCCAAUUACAAACUAAAUGCGGGCAAAACAGUAAUCAUGGCUCUCAAUUUAAAGGAAGAAAAAAAAAUAUGGCUGCAACAAUGUUACAGUGAGUUUACCUAUCUGGGUUUUAAAAUAACACCGGACGUUUCGGACCUUUUAGCAUUAAACUUUAUGGCAGUACUAAAAGAGAUAAACUGUGUUAAGGGGAUGGAAGAAUAAAUAUCUAUCAUGGGUGGGCAGAAUAGAUGCUGUAAUAGCAUAUAUUGUCCCCAAACAGGCACACAGGGGUGCCACAGAAUGUUUGUCUGGUGCUAUGACUAUAGCACCGGGGAAACAUUACUGCUGAACAGGGGCCCGGUCGGAUGCCACGGUCCUCUAAGACCGCGACCAGGCAUCUGUAAUGUUGGCCGGCUCGGAGGAAGUGACAGCCUGUCACUUCCUCCCAGCAUCAUGCAGAGAGACAGCGCAGGAGGGAGGCAGCCGCGAGGGGAGAGGAGCACUGCAGGAGCUGCGCCAGACUCACACCAGCCAGCAGGACUCCAGGCCACCCUCUUGGACACAUAAGGUAAGAUAACAGGAGGGUGGCAGGAGAUAUAAAGAAAUAUCACGUGUGUGUGUAUGUGUAUGUGCAAAUGAGUGUGUGCGUUUAUAAGUGUGUGCGUUUAUAUGUGUGAGUGUAUGUGUGAGUGUGUUUGUGUGUGUAUAUAUAUAUGUUAGUGUGCUUCUGUGUCAGUGUGUGUGUCUGUGUGUGUUCACACAUCUGUGUAUGUGCAUCUGUUUGUCAGGGUGUGUGUUUUUAUGUCAGUUUGUGUAUCUGUGUCAUGGUGUGUGCAUGUAUCAAUGUUUGUGUGUGUCAGGGUGCAUGUGUGUAUAUGUCGAUGUGUAUCUAUGUGUGUGUCCAUGUCUAUAUGAAUUUGUGUUUAUGUGUCGGUGUAUUUAUAUGUAUCUGUGUGUUAAUGUGCAUGAAUAUCUGUGUACCUUUAUAUGAAUGUACAGUGCCUUGCAAAAGUAUUCACCCCCCUUGGCAUUUUUUCGUGUUUUGUUGCAUCACAACCUGGAAUUAACAUGGAUUGUUUGAGGAUUUGCAUCAUUUAAAUUACAGAACAUGCCCAGAACUUUGAAGAUUUUUUUUUUUUUUAUUGUGAAGCAAACAACAAAAAGGGCAAAAUAACAGAAAAAGUCAAUGUGCAUAACUAUUCACCCCCCUAAAGUCAAUACUUUCAAGUUGGAUGGUUUGCGCUUGUGAACAGCAAUCUUUAAGUCUGACCACAGAUUUUCUAUUGGAUUGAGGUCUGGGCUUUGACUAGGCCAUUCCAACACAUUUACAUGUUUCCCCUUAAAUAACUCAAGUGUUGCUUUGGCAGUGUGUUCAGAGUCAUUGUCCUGCUGGAAGGUGAACCUCCUUCCCAGCUUCAAAUCACGCAGAGUGGUCAAGGUUUUGCUCAACUCAAGAAUAUCCCUCAACUCUGACCAGUUUCCCAGUCCCGGCUGCUGAAAAACAUCCCCAAAGCAUGAUGCUAACACCACCAUGUUUCACUGUGGGGAUGGUGUUCUUUGGGUGAUGUGAUGUGUUGGGUUUGCGCCAGACAUUGCAUUUUCUUUGAUGGCCAAAAAGUUCAGUGUUAGUCUCAUCAGACCAGAGCACCUUCCUCCAUGCAUUUUGGGAGUCUCCCACAUGCCUUUUCGCAAACUCAAAACGUGGCAUUUAGUUUUUUGCUGAAAGUAAUGGCUUUCUUCUGGCCACUCUGCCAUAAAGCCCAACUCUAUGGAGGGUACGGCUUAUUGUCGUCCUAUGUAUAGAUACUCCAGUCUCUGCUGUGGAACUCUGCAGCUCCUCCAGGGUUACCUUAGGUCUCUAUGCUGCCUCUCUGAUUAAUGCCCUCCUUGCCUGGUCCGUGAGUUUUGGUGGGCGGCCGUCUCUUGGCAGGUUUGCUGUUGUGCCGUGUUCUUUCCAUUUGGUUAUGAUAGAUUUGAUGGUGCUUCUGGGGAUCAUCAAUGGUUUGGAUAUUUUUUUAUAACCUAACCCUGACAUGUACUUCUCAACCUCAUUGUCCCUUACUUGUUUGUAGAGUUCCUUGGUCUUAUUGACAGUGUUUUCUUAGUGUUACCUCUUGCUUAGGUGUUGCAGCCUGUGGGGAUAUUUAUGGGAUAAUAAUAGUAACAGUGAGAAUUGCCCACUAAUUCAAUUCUCAGAUCCCAAAGAACGUUUAUCGUAAGUGAAAAGUAUUUCAUAUAAAUAAUCACAAUGUAUAAAAAUAGAUUUUUAUUUAUAAUGACAAGUUAAUUAAUAAUAAUAUAUGUAACAUGCAUGACAAUAAUCAAUGAAUAUCCAGUAUAAAAUGGUAUGCAAUACAAAGAAAUGGGGAUUACGUUUCAAUGGCUAAACGGCAUUAUCUGUCAAGAAUUCUGACGAUUUAUGACUAUCUUUAACACAGACUUUUCACAGCUAAGAACAGAAUUCCUCAGAUUGCAGCGUAAGGUCGUAAAGUUUAGCAGACAGUUAGAAUAACCCUUUCAAUGCUGGCUAGAUCUCCUAGGUAGUUAAGAUCUAUUCUUAUGUAUUUUUAAAUAAAAUAACAUUUAAACCAGUUCACUAGUCAUUUUCUUAAACCAUCCAUAAGAGAAUUUACCACAUUAUAUAAGCAGAUUUUUAAUUUGUCUAAAAGAUAUCUAUCUUAAUUUAGAGCAAAUCAAUACACCUGGAUAAAAACAGCGGUAUGCUAACACGUGAUAAUAUCACAUCAAUAUAUAAUUAUUCUUAAUUCCACCUGCAGAAUGGAAUGUUUAUAACUAUAUAUUCUUUAGUUAACUAAGAUUUCUUAAUAUGGAAAUCUGACCGUGCUUUAUCCAGUCAUAUAUAAUGCUAUUAAUACAUUUUAAUUAAUUUAAUUUAAUUAAAUGAAACCAGUAUAAUUACCAGUUGAGUAGAUAUUUCAUCCGAUUGGUAGUCUCUCUGCAUGGAGGUGUUGGUUAGAAAGUCAGUAAAUUCUAAGUGUUAGAGUUUUAGGAGUAGAGUGUUAUUCUCAGAUGUUGUCCGAGUUGGAAUCCCCAAACUUCCAAUUCCUCUCUCCUCUCCGUUGCAUAUCUUGCAUGUGCCUCCUCUCGUGUAUUUUUUUGUAUCUCUAUCUUCCCUUUGUCUUAACUUUUAAAGGGCCAGACUCUCUGUACGUCAUCAGUUGAUAACCCAAUAGAAGCACUAGAGGUGUGGUUAUCUUCCAGAUCGCAAAUUAGUUAUUUGGUCUAUAGAGGGCAGUCUUGUCCCACUAAACAUACCUAUCCAGGAAAGAGUUAACUUUUCCUGGUGGCUAUUUUGACGUCAUUUUGCGUUAUCUUUAUAGCGCCAUAAUUUAAAAUUUCAAAGGGUUUCUUAAAUUUUGUCCAGACUUAGCGUCUGCAAUUCCUGCCAUAAUUUCUGAUAUGACAGAUCAUGAACUAAGUUUACCCUUUUCCAUACAAUGGUACCUUAUAUAUAUAGACAGUUAAAUAUUAAAUUAUUUAAUCUUCUCUGUCACAAUUGUCUGGGUUUAGAUUUGAUUAUAUUCUUCUUAUCACUUGUUUGUAUAUACUAUGCAUUCCUUAGCUCUGGGAAAGUGGUUACCUUACAGAUAGAAAUAUAGUGUCAUUUUGUUAACUUGAAUAACAAAAUGGAGUCUGGUCUGUUCAGAGUGACUCAGAAUAUACACUUUUAGUUUCUAUCAUAGCACAAAAUGUCUGCUGAUAUAAAUACUCUGACAAGCCUCUGGGGCCUUUCAAAAAAGGUGUGUAUAUGUAAUGACAGAUCAUGUGACACUUAGAUUGCACACAGGUGGACAUCAUUUCACUAAUUAUGUGACUUCUGAAGGUAAUUGGUUGCACCAGAGCUUUUUAUGGGCUUCAUAACAAAGGGGGUGAAUACAUACGCACAUGCCAAUUUUCUGUUUUCUAUUUCUAUAUCCCUCAACUCUGACCAGUUUCCCAGUCCCGGCUGCUGAAAAACAUCCCCAAAGCAUGAUGCUAACACCACCAUGUUUCACUGUGGUGAUGCUAACACCACCAUGUAUAUGUUUUUCUCAUUUCACUUUACCAACUUAGACUAUUGUGUUCUGAUCCAUUACAUAAAAUUUAGAUUAAUAAAUCAUUGAACAUAAGGCUGCAAUGUAACAAAAUAGGAAAAAGUCAGGGGUGGGGAGGAGAGGUGAAUACUUUUGCAAGGCACUGUAUGUGGUGGUGUAUGUGCAUACAUCCAAGCAGUCAAACACCAGCACAACAUACAAGCACACGCCUGCAAUCUAACACAAAUAUUACAUUCAAACACACCCCUGCAUUCAAACCCCCCCAAAAUAUACAAAAACACAUCUUUACGCAAACACAAAUACUUCACACUGAUGUACAUUUAAAAGUGAACAUUACAUUCAGACACACCCCUGCAAUAAAACGCAAACAUUACACACAAACAGACCCCUGUAUUAAAACACUAAAACUAUAUACAAGCACCCCUUCAAACACCAACAAUGUACAUUACACUAUAGCGCCAGUAAUUGCGCUGUAAAGAUAUACAACCUAGAAAUUUUGACUUGGGGUGUCUUGAAAAAAUAUUUAAAUAUUAAAGGACCACUAUAGGUAUCCAGACCACGUCAGCUCAAUGAAGUGAUCUGGGUGCCAGGUCUCCCUAGUUUUAACCCUGCAGCUGUAAACAUAGCAGUUUCUCACUGACAGCCACUAGAUGCCACUUCCACAAUUCUCACUGUAAUUCCUAUGGGUGGUUUAAUUGCGCUCGCGGCUCUUGUCGCGUAUUAGUCAAUGACGUCGGCAGGAGGAGGAGAGUUCCCUAGCGCCGAGGGAGCCCGGCGCUGGAGAAAGGUAAGUGGCUGAAGGGAUUUAACCCCUUCAGCCGAGCAGGAGGGGGUACCCUAAGGGUGGGGAGGGGACGCCUAAUGACCCUAUAGUGCCAGGAAAACGAGUUUGUUUUCCUGACACUAUAGUGCUCCUUUAAGGACGCCAUAAACCUAAAAAGUUUGGGAACCACUGGGCUAACCUAUAUAAUGACAGAAUACUGAAAACUUUUUCCUUGUUCAAUUUAGAAUAUAACUUAUCUACUAGGGAAAGUUUUACAUUCUUAAGAAUGAAGUGCUUUUUACAGAAGGCCACGUUAGUGACCGAUGAACAAAUAAUGAGAUUACUGAGAAACAAACGGUCCCUAAAUCAUUUCGAAAGCCUACUCACUAAUAGCCCUUAUACAUCGAGAGGAAAAAUCAUAAGAAUAUACAGACAUGGUCUAAGUUACUACAUAUUGACAUAAAUAAUGAAGAAUGGUUUGAGGCUAUAAAAAGGUACAAUAGAGAUAUUCAUUGUGUAAAUAUUAUCGAAAACCAGUGUGAAGUGAUUAAUUUUUGGUAUCUGGCCCCAAUAAAAGCAGCGAAUAUUGCAUUUGAUAAACUACAGGUCUUGGGGAACUUCAAGAUCGAAAAAAAAAAAACAGAAAUAUUAAUUUUACACUUGAAUUGGCCAGAGUUAACGCAAAAAGAAGUACUUAUGGCAACUUAAUCUUUUGUUGCCACAAAACUGCUCUUAGCUCGGCAUUGGAAACUAAAUGUCACAAUAACUUGGCCAAGCCUGAAGAGUCAAAUUCUAUUUCAGAGCUGAAUGGAAGGAGGACUUAAAGGGGCACUGUAGGCACCCAGACCACUUCAGCUUAUUGAAGGGGUCUGGGUGCUGUGACCUUUUUGCACCUAGUGCUGCAAUGUAAAACAUUGCAGUUUUUUAAGGGAACUGCAAUGUUUAGAUCGCAGCUCUAAGUCUGCCCUCAGUGGCUGUCUACGAGACAGCCACUGGGUGCGCCUCCGGAUUCGUAACAAACUUUUGGUCCAUUAUCUGACGCUGGAUAUAUAUAGGAAUGGGAGGUCUGAUGGCGGCAGGAAGCAUGGGCUGAGCCGGACCCAGGCGCUGGGUUCAGGUAAGUGGCUAAAGGGGACUUAUUAACCCUAUAGUGCCAGGAAAACGGCUUUGUUUUCCUGGCACUCUAGGAUCCCUUUAAGUGGCUUAAUAAGAUAUCCUCCUGGUAACUUGGUAGUUUUUAAGAUUGGUGUACGUUUUUCCUUUUCCUUUUUUUCUUUUAUGUGCUGGCAUAUGUGAAAGACAUGAAGAAGUAUAAUAUGGAAAAGAAUACCUCCAAAGAAAGAAAACAUUGCUAGUUAUGAGAUAAGCUGGGGGCAAACAGUAAAACUAUGGAAUACAUCUUCAUGUUCUCAAAUCUAUGUUAUUUGUUGUACUCAGCUCUUUUUUUUUGUAUCAUGAUAAAUUUACAAGUAAAGGUGAUUGAAUUAAAAAAAAAAAAAUUUCUUCAGUAUUGAGUAGUUCCGACGCAAUUUUAGCUUGGGGUUACAGGCAGCUAAAUAUGCAAAUUCAUAGAUAUAUUAUAUUACAGGUUGUAGAUCUGUUUUGAUACCUGUGAAUUGUGUAGAAUAAAUAAUUAUAGAAUCUGCAGAAAAGUUUAACAUUUAGUCAGUGGCCAUUUAGUGAAGACUUUUUUCUAUUAAAUGUGUCUACUUUGUAGUUAGUGGAUGGGUUUUAAAUCAGUUUGUCUAUCCAAAGUGUUUUUAAAUCAUGUCUCCAAUUCUUUCUCUCCUAGCCAUAGUUUGUUCAUUGACCUAAAAAAGUUUCUUUAAAUUGCCGGAAGGUGCACCAUUCUGGACAUUUGCCAGGGACAUCUGGAUCAUGGUUGUUUGAUGCAGAUAAUGUAAAGAUUUGCUAUAUUCCACAGUUUGUAAUAUACAAAGCAGGCAAAAUAAUACAGCAUUGCAAAUUGUUUAUAUAGCUCAUAGUCCAUUUUAUAACUGUUUCAUAUUUCAGAGUUGUGUAGAAAUACAAUACUUUUAGAACUAUAUUUAAAUAUUAUAGAGCAGGGUUUAUGGUCGUUUACAGUCAGAUGUCUUAUAAUCCCACAGAGAAGUUUAAUGGCGAUAAAUGAAAGAGUAUUGUCUGAAAAAAAGAAGCACUGCUCAAAAUAAAAAAAAAUAAAAAAGUAAACUUUCAUUUUCAUAAAACACAAUGAGACAAAGGGGCCAGGGCUUGGCCACCAAAUGAGCAAGUCACAUGCUGGAUGAGCUCCUCAACAGAAAAGCAAAAUUAAGCAAUUAUUUAGAGUUUUGACGUUAUUUAUCACUCGCACUUCUACUGCCUGAGGACAAUCUAGCCUUGAUUAGUCCUAAUAAUCGUAAGGUAUAUUCGGGUUUUCCUAGUCCUAUUCAGCUGAGGUCUACUAGCCUGUCAAGGUAGGGAAUGCAGCCGAUUUCUAACUUUUGAAAAGCCUUGUAACGGCUGAUCCCCUCCCCCAUCUUUGGAUCUUUGUGGGAGUUAUACCGGUCUCCACUGGAGACUAGCUUGUUAACCGCAAAAAAGUCAAAGGAAGGCAGUGCCUAUUAUUUUACAAAGCUGACCAUACACACAAUUGCUACCAUACCUUCUACCCAGCAACCAUUUCCACAGCGGGCCUCGUGGAUGGAGGCCUUUAAUUAGGCUUUUGUUAAUCCGUGCAGCCAUUACAUUUAGCUAGAGCAUAUAUUGGACUGUGUUUGCGGGACUUUGUCCAUUUUAUAUGAGCAGAUUCCCGGCGUCGGGAAUUGGGAUAUUUGGGGCCCAUGAUAAAGCAUUUACCUACCAGUUUGCUGAAUGUUUUUCUUUAGUUAUGGUUAUCACACUCUCAACUUUACUUACUCAUGUACCUUGGCCAACCCAUAAAUGGCUUAUUUACUCCAGUGGCAACCUACUUGUGUGUUUAAGCUGUUACAUAUUUAUUAUAUACUACACAUUGAUAAGCCUUUAUUUUUCCUCUAUUGUUAUUUCUUUAUUUAAAAAUAAAAUCAAGAUUUUUCUUUGAGCCAGUUCAGCCUCUGUCAGUUAAAGUGUUUAAUUCUUAUGAUCAUACAGUUGUAUGCUAGAAAAUUUUACAACCUGUAACAUGCUAUCAUUCUAAUAAAAAUUAAAUUACAGAAAAAACAAAACACGAGAUAAAAAACCUUGACACAUCUUUCAUGUUAAAGGGGCACUCCAAACAGCUAAAGCACUUGCUGAAGUGCUCCAUGUAUUAAUUGCUUUUUGGAAAUGAGGGAAGGUGUGAAUUCUACUCCAUUGCGACACUGAUAUAAAAGUCUGGAAAAGUGCAUUGGGCAUGCCUGACAGAUUAACACAUGUUCAGUUAGAAGAUGUCUUUACCUUGAAACAUCUGACGGGCUGAAGAUGGGUAGUUAGAUCAGUGUGAUCAUGCAGAGCAGGCUUCAGUGUCAGAUAUCUCUCUUGCUGCUGCACGGUGAUGCCCUGUUUCUGUCACUAGUGGACUGGAAGGAGGAUAAGACGGGCAUGGGGGUCUGUAGAAACUCCCUUUGCAGAGAGGUGUGCCCAACAUGGCAAUCUGACCAAGUUUAUAGCAGGGCUCGACAAAUGCCUUGCCUUGGUGUCUGGGAUAUGUGAGACCUUUACCUCCGAGGCAGGUGGGCCGCUGGCGGAAAACUGGGGGAUUAUGGAGGCUGGCUGCAUGCUUGGGGAUCGUGGAAGCGGAUCGCUAGCUGCGCGAAUAGAAGGAGGGAGGAGAGGGAGCUGUGAUGUCCCUGCUCUGCUCACCGGAGUGCCGCUUAAUAAUAUUAUAUAUAUUUCACUCUCACUGGGUAUAUAUGUGGUUUGUGUAUGCAUUGGUGCAUGCAGAGUGGACUGUGAUCCCAUGUACCUCAGGAUACUGAUUACAUUUUUCCAGUUUUUACCUCAUCCACUUUAUUGUGGGUUAGGUAAAUCUUUCUUGUGUUAUUAUUAUUAGGUUUAAGCCCUUUGGAAACUGCUGGAGUGUCUACACUGGUGUAUAGAUCUCAAGAAGUAAACUCUUGGAUAUCUUAUUCUUUUUAUUAGCUGAUAUGGAAUCUUACAGUACCUUUCCAUAUGUUCUAUGAUGAAUAUGUUAAGAGAUUACGUUUAAAUUUUGCUACUUCACUUCUCAUAUAUAAAACUCAGUAACAUAAUAUAUUAUAUAUACCUUACAGCAGGCUUCCCCAAACUCCGGCCCUCCAGAUGUUGCUGAACUACAACUCCCAUGAUUCUCAGCCUAUCUAUUUCAUUCAUAGAAUCAAGGGAGUUGUAGUUCAGCAACAUCUGGAGGGCCGGAGUUUGGGGAAGCCUGCCUUACAGACACAAAGGCAAAAAUGUGAUCAAUAUAUCAUGCUUAGUAUUUAAAAUAGCAUAUUAUUGAACCAAAUUUGUCUAUCACUAUUGUAUUUACUGUCAGUUGGCCCAGCCAGAACAUCCGGACAUGGUUUGGUUCAUAUAGAAGUAAUUAAAGGAAAGGAUAUUUUUAAACCUUUUAGGUAUAACUUUUUGUUCUGUAGAUGUAGGAUGUGCUAAAAACCAGAGACAGAGCAUUCUGGUAAUGUUAGAUCAAUAAAACACCCUUAAGGGUGUAAUUUAGAUACAAUUAUUCUGAAAGAAUUAUAGUGGAUAUUUCUAAAUACAGAACAUAAUUCUAGAGUGAGUCAUGUAUCAGGCUGGAUUUAGCUGUGAUGAUCCUGUUGUCACAAAUUGGUGGCUGCUCCGAAGUGAUAGCACAGUGAAACAUCACUUCUGGUUCUAUGGAAUGCUCUAUAGUGAAAUUUAGUGGGAUAAGCCAGUGAAGAUUCACAACUGACAAUCCGGUACGGGAGGAUUGUGUACUAAUUUGUUGCUUGUGCUUCUUGGAUAUACCGUACUUUAGAUCAGACAUUUAACCAAUCCAGCUUGUAGGCUCCCGUGCUGUAUACACACCUUGGCAUGUGAUUGCAUUACUAAGAGUGUGCUAUCUUUUGCAGAAAUGGCCAUAAUUAAUUGCCAUGUGCCCUUAGACUGUAAGACAAUACAGAGCCUCUCAAAAUACCAAACAAUGAAAAUAGUAAUCAAGGUUUUAAUUGUGUGACUGGAAGUAGAUUGGAAAUCCCAACAAUAUAUGGCUCAAAAUGAGCUGCAGUUAUGGGUAAAGGACAGCUUUGUGGUUUAGAAUUCUCCAUUCUAAUAUGGCCAUGGUUUUAGUAACCAAGAGGAGUGUAGUAAAUGUGGUGAAUUCCAUACUAAGGUGAUAGAAGGUAAAUGUUUUAUUCCUGGGGCCAGUAAAGUCGUUUGUUCAACAGAUGAUUAUAUGAUACAGUUCAUGGAACAAAGACUUUCAUCAAAUUGGGUCUGAACAUUGGAUAGCUGUCUCUACACAAAAGAUCACAAUUUGAAAAGAUCCUUUAAAAAUCAGUAGGUCAAAUAAAUUGUCUGACUUUAUCAUAUUAUCAAAACAUGAGAAAAUAACAUUGAUCAGUGACAGCUUUUGAUGACGGCAAUAUAAAAUUCGUGAGAUUUAAAAAAAAAUUAUCAGCAGCACAAAAAUAAAACAAAAUUAUUUGCAGCUUCUGAAUUCUCUUUAAUUAGUGUUUGAUUUUUCCUUUACAGGGGAGAGUACGUGGCUGGACCUCACCUGCCGCCGUUCUGGCCCCACACACAGAGUACUUCUGCCAGGCCAAGAGACCCUGCUGCUAUGUAACCUGGACAGAGUGGAUGGAUCUUCUAACAUCACAUGGUGGAAGGAUGAGAAACAGCUGAACCCUAAGGAUACUCCCAGUGUCCUACCUAAUAUGUCAUUGCUAAUUUCUCAUGGUGAAGGGAACGACAUUGAAGGACGUUACUUCUGCACAAUCCAUACAGCCUUUGGGAUAGUGAUGGGCAGAACUGGCACAGUCAGAUUGGCAAGUGGGUCUAACAACACUUCUUGUUAUUGUUGAGUUAUUUUGUGAUUGGUGGGUUUAUGUCACAAUGCGUUUUACUAUUAAAUGAAACAUAGCUAACUCAGGCCUUAAACAAGUUUUAGCUAACUUUUACUCUUGUAAAGGCAACCUGUUCCAUUUGUAUAACAGACUGGUCUUACCUACAAGGGCAGUCCAGGUCUGAAAUACCAAACAGGCCCCUUCUGCGCUAGAGAUGUCUUUCCAUGAUUGUUUCAGCCUUUCAUAGUCCUCCAAUUUGAGACAGCGCUGAUACCUGUCUCGGUAUAUUGAGCAAGGAUUCCAUGCCUGUAUUACAUGUUAGACAUAGGAAGACCCUGAGAAUAUGCAAAUAAACCAAAAGGCAAAAAGUGAAUGGAGAUUGCUUUUUGGUUAGUUUGCGCUCAGAUUUUGAACACUUUUUAACUUCCUUGUGCCAUUGUCUUUUUUUGUUCCUGCUAAACAUUCAAUCAACCAUGUCCAUUUUCAUAACCUGGCAUGAAUGAGAAACUACAGAGUAUUUAUUAUGUUUCCAGAAAAAAGUGGGAAAACACCUAGUAUAUAGUGAAUUAGAUACAACCUGUGAAGAUGAAUCAGGAAUAGGAUAAAUUAUGUAUGUAAAUCUGUAACAGUUAUAAACAUUACAUGGCGUGAUACAGUUACAGUUAAAUAAAAUUAUGUGUUAUAUAGGGCCCAUCGGGUGGCCCUAAGAGCUUGGGCCGGGUUCAGGACGUAGUUUGAGGACCCCUGUGUAGACUCUCACCCAGUCUCCACUCCUUCAAAAAAUCAUUAAAAACUCACUUUUUCAUGAAAACAUAUCAAUUAAACUGUUAAUAGCUUUCCCUCUCCGCACCUUGAUUCCUCUCCUGCAACUGUCAUCAAAACAAAACACUAAGACCUCAGUGAAUACUAUCCUAGCAACCAUGGCCAGAAAAUUUCUUGGUGGGCUCCCCCUGUCCUGGGCCGCAGCACUGGGCGAGCGGCUCUAGAGUAUGGCAGAGCAGGCACCUGCUUACCCUGAUGGCAGGUACCUGCUCUGCCAGUGAAUGACAGAGGAGAGGAGGCAGGCGGCGGCAGUGUGAGAGGCUCUUCUUGCAGCUCCUCACUCCUCCCUCGCGCAUCCUCUGUGAAGCCGGGAGCCGGAACAUGACGUCAUUUCGGCCCCGGGAUACUAAACAACACGCUGGAGAAGUAAGGAGCUGCCCCACACUGGGGAGUUAAGGAGGCUGUAUGUCUGAGUCUGUGUGUUAGUGAAUGUGUGAGUAUUAGACUUUGUUUGACUGUCAGUGUGUGUGUGUGUGUGUCUGUCAGUGAGUGAGUGUAUGUAUGUCAGUGAGUGUCUGCCUGUGUGUGUGUGUGUGUGUGUGUAUGUGUGUGUGCCUGUCUGUCAGUGAGUGUGUGAGUGUUUGACUGUCAGUGUGUGUGUGUCUGUCAGUGAGUGUCUGCCUGUGUGUGUAUCUGUCAGUGAGUGAGUGUAUGUAUGUCAGUGAGUGUCUGUCUGUGUGUGUGUGUGUGUGUGUGUCUGCCAGUGAGUGUAUGUAUGUCAGUGAGUGUCUGUGUGUGUGCCUGUCAGUGAGUGAAUGUCUGUCUGUCAGUGAAUGAGUAUGUCUGUCAGUGAGUGUCUGUGUGUGUGUGUGUGUGUGAGUGUUUGUCAGUGAAUGAAUGUAUGCAUGUCAGUGUCUGUCUGUCUGUGUGUGUGUCUGUCAGUGAGUGUCUGUCAGUGAGAGAGUGUAUGUCUGUCAGUGAGUUUCUGUGUGUGUGUCAGUGAGUGAGUGCGUGUCUGUCAGUGAGUGAGUGACAUGAGGGGGCGGCAAAAUGGAUCUUUCCCUAGGAGCGGCAGAAACCCUUGCACCGGCCCUGCUAGCAACUUACAUUUCUACCCUACCCAACCCUUACCUUGUGUGUCACUAGUCCCCACUCCCUCCAGCAUGUAAGCUCUUUGAACAAGGCCCUCUAUCCCUCUGUUCCUGUGCAUCAAACUCGUCUGGUUUAAAUACAUCUGUUUGUCCUCCUAUUGUACAGUGCUGCGGUAUUUUUUGGCGCUUUAUAAAUAAUAAUAAUAAUAGCCAAACUUCAGAAUCUAUAGGUGUUUAAAAUAUCACAAUGUUUCAAAUCAAACUGCGACAAACUGCGACACUCCACACUAUCGACCCUCACUAAUCUUCGUAGUAAGAAAAUGAUAUACAGUACUGAUCGCAGAUUAUUUCCACAUGUCUGAAGGUGACACUAAAGCAGAGUAUAUAGACAGUGACAAGCUUCUCAAAUAAACCAUAUUUUUAUUUGGCUGUAAUACUUCAUUAAUAAACAUAGUUUUUACUUCUCUCCCCCACAUGCUUGUUUGACCUACAUUAUGAGAGCUACUGGGUGGACUGGACUACCAUUAAAAACAUUGGUCUUUAUAUUGGGUCUGAAUUCCUAUCAGUUACAUGUGUGUUUAACCUUUGCUAUUAAACAAAUGUAAUACAUAGGGCACUAAGUUACUCUCUAUCAAAUAUGUAGCAGAAUAGGAUAGGGGGAAGUGAGUCUUACAGGGUUAUUCAGUAAAAUGUGAAUUCAAAUUUAAGGCUAAAGCAGCCAAGCUGGAAACAAUCUCUAAGUCAGCUCUGCUUUCAGUUUGGCUACUUUGGUCUUAAGUUUAAAAUUCACUUAGAAUUCUCACUUUACCAAAUAACCAUGUCAGUGUCUCUAUUUUCCCGAGCCUUCCCCCAGCAUACUAUAGCUGCCAGCCUGAUUUGUAACUUCCAUCAACCUCAGGCAUCCCACAAUAUGUGUGUUUACCAAUGCUGUGUACUGUUGUGUCACUUAAUGCUUUUGAAAAUGAGUUACAUGUGUCUAAAAUUUGCCAUCCCUUAAUCAUUUCUCCAAAGUUUUGAGUUUAGGAAAUAAACUGUGUAUUUAUUAAAAUAAAGCAAUCACAGUGUCAAUCAAUUACGUAUUAGUAUUUCCUAUUACAAUAAAUCAUAGUGUUAUUUUAUUUCUCAGCAUUUAUAUAAAAUAUUUUGAUACAAUUAAAAAAAAAAAUGUAAGAUGGGGCGGGAAGGCAUAUUGGUUUGUACUUGCCCUCCAAUGCCAUUAGUUGCCCGAGCAAGUGAUUUAAGGAGUUAUAGAGUAAUGAUGCAAAGCAGCAUUUUUCUAAAAGGCUCUGGUCGGAUGUGUCGCUGCUAAACGUCCAUUAACAAGUGAUUUGUGAGGAAGCUCUUAAAAGCAGUGAUUGCACAAAGUUAGUUCAUUCCUAAGGUGUUCUGUAAGAGUGGAGCUACUUUUACAAUAACGUGUUCUUUAUAGACCAGUCAUCCAGCAGAGUUUAUAAAGGUUCGUACAGCAAAGUGAUGUAAUUCAUUACAACACAGGUUAGGUACAAAGCUGUACUGAAUAUAAAGGCAGAGCAAAGAGAAAGGGCAACCAUGGUUACAGAAUAUCUGAAGUGGGAGAAAGGCUCUGAAUAUAUAUAUUCUUUCACAGCUGGAAAAUCAAUAUUUAAAAAAAGUGUAUCUGCAAUAUUACCACGUUUCCAAUUUCAUAUUGUUAAAGAAACAUAUUUGAGAUAUUUGGAGUAAUUGAUUUAACAAGGAAUUGCAGAGAUUCGACGAUGGAAUUGUGAAUUUUUAGGCCAAAGUAAUUUGUCUCGUUAGGAAUUGUGACUUAAAAUUAGCGUUUUUUUUUUUCAAUUCCCACCUUAGCGAUUAACACUGAUGGUUUUUUAGCUUUGCAUAGUUAUGUGUUGCAGUGUCUCGUAGUUCUCAUGUUAUAUGAGUAGAAUAAUAGCCGUGUGUGGCAAUGUGUUUAAAGGAAAAAAAAAUUCAUUAAAGGCAAAAAUAGUUGAUAGAGGAGAAAUAUUCACCUCUAUAUACGUAGCUACACUAUUUCAAUUGCCAUUUUCAUCUCAUUGUGACCAUUAAAUGAAUAAACUUGUAUGCAAAAGCAUUAUUAACAAAAUAGAGGUACUAAUGUUACAUCUAAAUAACGAAAUAUCUUUAAAUUUAUGUUAGGUUUGUAAUUUCUGGAAUACUUUUAAGUGUAUAAUAUUGAUCCAUUUCAGGCUCUUUCCCAAUCCAUAUCAAAAUAAAAUAAUGAUUUUAAUGUACGUAAAAUCAGACUGGUUUGUCUUUUUGAGAGAUGUGAUCAUUUAGCUGGAUUAAGGAGCACGUGGAUAUGGAAGGGAUCCAAAAAUUAUGGUGCCAUAGGAGGACAGAUAUGUACCAGGUGUCACUGCUUUGACACUAUGGGGUCUGCUCUGUGUUUAUUAUGCUUCAUUAUUUAGGGUAGUCUUUAAAGGAACACUCCAAACGCCUAUAGGACUUUGGUUUACGGAAGUCCUUUAUAUAUGAAGAGUGAGUCCUCUUUCAUCGAUUUACAAAAAGGGCAUAUUUAAAUAGAAAUUGGCACUUUUAUAAAUUAACCUUGCUACAAACCCCUUCUCUACCCUCCCCCUGCUGUCAAUCAGACAGUAGGUCCUGUUACUUCCUGGUUUGGUUAGCUCAGUAGAGCUAAACUCAAGAGGCAGCAAUUGCCCAGAGCACCUGCCUUGCAUGGACUUCUCAUUGAGCUGCAUUGGGAAGUCUGUGAUUGGACAGCCACAGAAAAUCUGGCUGGGAUUAGAAUGGCUUGCAAAGGCAACGAUUAUAAACUGUUUUUAGAUAUACCCUCAAUGAACAAAAUGCAUAAUUAAAUGCAUGCAUGUUUUCAUUGGGGUAUAUUUACUAUAUUGUUUAAUAAUAAUUUUUUUUUACUUUGGAGUGGUCCUUUAAUAACCUUUUACCUAUAUUUGUAGAAGAUAGUCCGUGUGUAGUUUCCAAUUGGAGCAUUGUCAUCUCCAGGGGAUAACAUGCAGGGGCAUUUUAGCCGCGAGGCAAACAAGGCAUUUGCCUUGGGCGGCAUUUUCCAGGGGGCGGCAAAAAAAGCCACUCCCCAAAUGCCCUGGGCAAAUGCCUAACUGACCGGCCGGGCGGCGUUGACAGGCAGCUGUCUGCUCAGCUCCCUCGCGCGCCUCAGAGGGAGGCUGGGAGUCGGAAUAUGACAUCAUCAACCCGGCUCCCAGCCUCACUCUGAGGCGCGCGAGGGAGCUGAGCAGACAACGCCGCUCGCCCAUCAGCCACUGGACCCCAGGGAGAGAGGGAACCCCCCCCCCAGCAUUCCCAAAGGUAAGGAGGCUGGGGGGGCUUAAAAAAAUGAAACUGUUAAUGUGAGUGAGUGUGUGUAUGUCUGUUAGUGUGUGUGUGUGUGUGUGUCUGUUAGUGUGUGUGUGUAUCUGUUAGUGUGUGAGUGUGUGUCUGUUAGUGAGUGUGUGUGUGUCUGUUAGUGUGUGUGUCUGUUAGUGUGUGUCUCUUAGUGUGUGUGUGUCUAUUAGUGUGUGUGUGUCUAUUAGUGAGUGUGUGUGUGUCUGUUAGUGUCUGUUUGUUUCUGUGUGUGUGUGUCUGUUUGUGUGUGUGUGUGUCUAUUACUGUGUGUGUGUGUUCGCUGUGUGUGUGUCUGUUAGUGUGUCUGUGUGUGUGUCUAUUAGUGUGUCUGUUAAUGAGUGAGUGUGUCUGUUAGUGAGUGUGUGUCUGUUAGUGAGUGUGUCUGUUAGUGUGUGAGUGAGUGUGUCUGUUAGUGAGUGUGUCUGUUAGUGUGAGUGUGUCUGUUAGUGUGUGUGUGUUUCUGUUAGCUAGUGUAUGCGUAUCUGUCAGUGAAUGUGUGUGUGUAUUUUAGAAGGUUGGGUGGCACGGGGGGGAGAGGGCGCCUGAGUUUUGUCCUGCCUAGAGCAGCACAAAACCAGGAUACACCACUGAUAACAUGGAAACGUAUUGUCCAUUUCGUAUAUGUCUGCUGUUCACAGCAAUAAUAUAUAUUUUUCCAUUCUUUAUAACCCAGCACCUCAUGGGUAGAUGGCCCUCAUAUUCUACAGAAUGAGAAUGAUUAAUAUUACACAUUGUUAAUGGAAAAGUAGGUCUAUACAUUUUUAACCAAGUGAACCAUGUGAUCUGGAAUCUCUUGCAAAUUAGAUGUUGUUAUUGCAUUUAAUUUGUGUUUGUGUCCCCAGAUCUUUCCCCCUUCCACCUGCAGCCUGAACCUCAGACUGUACCAUAUAACAGCUUGGCGAGGUUUGAGUGUGGCAUUAGUGGGGAACCCCCACCAGAAAUUACUUGGCAGAGAGACCAGGCUCCAAUCCCCAACAAUCCGAGGUAGGUGAUUCAAGACUUUCUCUUGUGUAUAAAUGUAUCAUAGAAUACAAUGGUAACUAGGUGUCGUGUAUAAAUGUGUUUAGAAAUCAGUUUGUGCAAAUAAAACAUUUUAUACUUGUAAUUUUCUUACCGAUUUAUAAAUGUCAGUUGAUACCCGCCUAAACACCUUGGAUAUUGACUACCGAUAACAUCACUUCCAGCUCCUCUCUAAAACGUAUGUGUGCCCUUUUGAAAUUUUGGGAGUUAUGUUGCUGAGGCAGGAUUUUUCCAGAGCAUUAAGGGUAACUUCAUAACACACAAUUUGCACUCUAUAUACAUAAUCUGUCCAAAAUCAAAGAAAUUUCUUUAAAAAAAACAAAUUUUAUAACAUAAACAGAAGAUAUGAAAACUCUAAGAAUGGACAACAGCUUCGAAAAACUCAGUAGCUUGCCAUUUGGUAAAUCCCCGAUCAAGUCUCAAAAAAGGUUUUUGCUAACUUGUGCCAUUACAGAGAAAACCAGUUCCAAGGCAUAUCAGACUAAUCCCACCCAUAAGGGUAGUCUAGAACUGAAAUGCCUGUAAGUUCUCUAUGCACAAUAGAUACAACAACCCUGAAGAAUCGUUUCGGCCUUCUUUAGGCCUUGUCAGCGAGAUGUAGCUGAUAUCCCUUCUAAACAUAUGCACUUCAGUCCAUAUACACAUUGCCAUCAGUUUUUGUGUGGUACCCUUUUACAUACCAGCCAUUCUAAACUCCUGGUAAUGGUAAUGUAUUUGUAUCUAAAUGCCAGUUUAUGGGAAGAUGGGGGUGUAUAAUCUAUGCUUCAGAUUCUCAUUGUUUUUAUAGGUUGCUGAGCCUUCCCACUGGUGUCCUGCAGAUUUUGGAAGUGCAGGAACAUGAUGUAGGUUUAUACCGCUGUGUGGCAAGCAAUGCUUUUGGCACCAAAUACAGCAACGAGGUUCAGCUGUCCAUACUCCAAGGUAUCAGCUGGAUUUUGAAAUUUGUUUUUUUUACAAACGCUAUGAUACCUACAAGCCAGCCCCAGUCCAUUACAGGCCAUUGCUUGUUGUUGUUUUCAAUGAAGAAAGAUAUUUUUUGAGAAAUUACUGAUUGCAAUGAAUGGUAUACCUCUUAUUAGUGGUGACUAGCAUUGGUAUCUAAACUACACUUCCUUUAAUGCAUUAAAGGAAAUAAAGUACACAUACACAAGUUGAUUAGAUAACUCUGACCUGUAAUAUUUCAGAAACCAGGUAUGUAGAGUUUUGACCAAUAUGUAAGUGGCCACCACUGACUGCUAAGUUUGUUCACUGAACUGUAAAAUGCUAGUAUUUUACAUCAAAACACCCAAAACACCCGGCUAUUUUGGAUUAAAAUUUCUAAUUCCGUUGCCAGUUCUCCACAGUUUCCAGUUUAGUUAAAUAAUAUAUUACAUUAUGUUGUAGUAUACAACUCCUUGGACUAUGUAUAUUGGGGGAUGUAAGUCGCUAAGUAUUUUCCAGAUUUGUAAUUCUACUAGCUCCUUUUUUUUUUUUAAAGAGUGGAUUUAGGGAAGUUCCAAUAUUUAUGUUAAUGGUGAAUGUGUUGAAAUGUACCUGUUCUUUACAAUAUUCUGCCUUCAACGGCAGUGAAGUAUAAUAUAAUAAACUAUCGCAUAUGACACAUGACACGUAACAUUCGUUUUUUCCUGUCCUUCGCCUCUCAUUAACUAGCUUCAUGCUCCUAUGCAGAUCUGGAACUAUCGACUGAGGAGCUGACCAUCACCCUACCUCCCCAAAAUGUGACAGUGGAAGUAGGUCAGAGUGCAGUUAUGGAGUGCAGUGCUGAGGGAAGUGGGACAGCUUUGAUCUCAUGGAUUCGGCAGGGUAAGUAAUUUGAUUGACUGCUAGUCUGGGCGAACAGCAGUUUGCAAGUUGACUCAAUGUUAAUCAGGGCAUUUAAUUGUGUUCAACAAUCGCAGCCUAUCAUUGCAAUCCAAAACUGCACAGCUUUGGACAGAUGAAGUAGAACUGAAUCUUCUACAUCAGCUCAGAGGUUGCAGAAGAACCCGCAGUUUGAUUAAAAAAUGGGCUAUACUAAAUUUCUGAUAGAAUCAUAACCACAACCAUGCCUUACACUGUUCCAUAAUGACUUUGGGUAAUCCAAACUAUGGGCUCUCUUUGUUAACUUGUAAAGUGAAAUAAAUUGACAAGGGAACUACACGGUUUAAGUACAAACAGAAGAGUUAGACAAUGUUUACAAUUCAACAAUAUGAGUCUAAAAAAUGCAUUUCCCAUGUUAAUUUGACACAUUUUCCAGUUUAGUGAAUAACUCCAUAUGUGUCUAUUUGAAGUGUAACUCAACCUUAAUAUGCGUUUAGAUAUAAUAUAAAUAGACAUAAAAUAGGCUAAUAAUCCCACUUCGGAGUCUCAUCUAAUGUAAAUGCUGUCUCUCUUUUAUAGACGAUAUGCCCAUCUCUGCUGAUGUCAUCAUACUGGGAGAGGCCAAUCUCCUAAUUCCACGAGCCCAGCCUUAUCAUGGAGGGAUUUACAUAUGCCGAGCCAACAAGCCUCUUAGCAAACAUUUUGUCACAGCCGCAGGGCAGCUUCGUGUAUUGGGUGAGCAGUAUUUUUUUGCAAAGAAAAUGCACCACUGAAACGUCAACCAAUCAGAAUAUGACCAGAACUCCAGUGAGAUUAUAAUGUAAAUAAUGCACUAGACAUGACCGCAAAACCAGUAAACAUGUCGUAUACAUCCUGCAUAAUUAAUUUAAGUGCCAGAGUAAGUAAUGCACUGCUAUACCCCUCUGCUUGCUCUUAAACAGAAUAUCUAGUUAAAGUGCAUCAUCAUUGCAAUACAGCUUCAGAGCACACUGGCAAACAAAGGGUGUAAUGAAAGGCUAGUUUAAUCUGUCAAAUGAUUUGUUACUCUGGAUAUGUUGCAUCUUUCCAUGUGUUUUACUGGGUUAUUCCAUAAACCUAGAAUUGUAAAUAAAUGUUAAAGUUAUGCCAGAUUACCCUUCUCAGUACCAGGGGUGGAGGGUUGCACACAGUUUUAAUCACUUAACUGAGAAAAAAAGAGUUGUAAAAUAUUGAGGAGUUAGUGCACACAUACCGAUAUAGCUCACAGUGUGUUAUUUGAAUGGGUCAUUACUCACAACAGUUAGGCAUUACAUAACUUUACUGCAAUAUGCAAAAUGAGGUAGCAAGCAUUCUGUCAGGCUCCCAUGCUAUGUAUAAUUGGCUGCAUGCUGAUGCUAUGGCUUGGUUAUAUCAUUCUCUCCUCUGAUAUUAUUCUUGUUUGUUUGUUUUUUUAGUCCCCCCAGUUAUCAUUCAGGUGCCGGAGACAAUAACAAGGGCGCGAGCUGGCACUGCUCGUUUUGUGUGCAGAGUAGAUGGGGAUCCAGAGCCCACAAUCUCCUGGUUAAAGAAUGGGCAUACACUACACUCCAAUGGGCGAGUGAGAAUUCAGGCCAGUGGCAGCCUGGUCAUUACACAGAUUGCUCUGGAGGAUGCAGGCUAUUACCAGUGUGUAGCAGAGAAUGGCCUUGGUAGGGCAUGUGCCACUGCAAAACUGUAUGUGACGGUGCACCAAGGUCUGCCUGGACCACCGCAAGCAGUGAAGGCAGUGGCCAUAUCCAGCAGGGCAGUGACUGUUAACUGGGAGCAACCAGAGAGCAACUCGGAAAGGGUCAUAGGAUUCUCUCUUCACUACACCAAAACUGGAGGUAAGUCUUCUAAUGUUCCAAAGCACGCAACUGGCUUAUGGCAGUCGACAAAAUUAUACAAAACCUCACAAAAUCCCACAAAACAUCACUAAAGUAAUUCUUUAAGAAAUAUGAUUAAAAUAGCAGCCAAACAUCCAAAGCACUGAAAUAGAAAAACAGAAAGAUGGUAGCAAAAUUUUGUGUAGGAUAGCAUUAAAUCUUAUGCAUAUUGAACACGUGAUAAUUGAAGAAUUUUAAAGCAAACAAAGAUGGUAAAUUAUUUGACUUGUAAAAAGUGAGAACACCCAUAUUAACCCCUGUAAAACAUUACAAUACUCACAUCAGGAAUGAACGCAUGAACUGAAGAAAAAAUAUAUAUUUUAAGAUCUGCUGGAAAAAGAAAGGAAUGGUACAAAAUGCACUGGAACAAUAUGUUUACGUGUUUUUAGAGACACAUUCUGUGGACCAUAUGGGAGAAGGGCACCAUAUGUGGGAAAAAUAUUACAAAGACAAAGAAAAUGCCAUCUCUCCACAGCAAAAUGGAGAUCGGUAUGGAAUAUGCUGAAAGACGUUAGACUAAUGUUACUAUAAUCUGCCAGGAUCUCUUCUUUUUACUUAAAUCACUAGUGGGGGACAAAAACAGAGAAUAUGCCGGCAUUUCCUCUCUGCAUAAGAGAUACAACAACCCCAGAUGAUCGUUUCAGCCUUUUUUGGGCCUCAUCAGCGAGAUGUAGCUGAUACCCCUGAAGGAACAGUGAGCACAGGGUCCACGUCUAAAUUUCCCUUUCAACUUUGGAUGCAUUUGCUUAGGCUCUCCAUAAGUUUAAAGGUAAUUUAGACGUGGAACCCGUGCUCACUCUGCCUAGAUGGGUAUCAGCUAGACCUCGCUGAAAAGGUCAAAGAAGGUCAAAAUGAUCGUCCAGGAUUGCUUUUUUCUUCAUGCAAGAGGACUUGCUAGUUCUGUACUACCCUUAUGUGUGGGAUCAGUCUGAUAUACAGAUGGUAUGGGUUCUCUUUGUAAUAGCACAAGUGAGCAAAAACAUUUUUUAAACCUGACUUACAGUAAUUAAAGUUGUAGUCUACAGUAGCUGGAAUCCAGCUGUUUCAUUUCCUGGCUUACCAAUACUUUUGGACCAGACUGGUUUAAUUGGCACUGUACUUCUCUUGUUACCACAAAAUAUUAUGUUAAACCCACCUGUCUUUGUCAGGCUACAACAAUAUGGAGUGCUGAAUACUGAUGUUAACUGCAUAGUUUUCGACUAAAUACUAUGGUAAACUUAUCCUUUUCUUCCAGGAUCUGAAAAUAUGGAGUAUCAGUUUGCCGUCAAUAAUGACACCACAGAAUUUCAUUUGAGAGACCUAGAACCUGCAAGCAAUUACACUUUUUAUGUGGUUGCUUAUUCCCAACAGGGUGCAAGUCGCGCCUCACACCCAGUCACCGCACAGACCUGGGAUGAUGGUAUGGAACAAAAUGCGUUGAAUUUAAAUUGGGUUAUAUACAAAUAGGUUUAGCAAGAACCUGGGAAACAAGAAAAGCAGGGAACACUGAACAAAAGUUUUAAGUGCAUUAUGUUAUGUAGUAAAGCUUAAUAGAUUUUGAGUUGAUAGAUGUGGAAAAGCAAUGUAAACAGGAACUUUACAAAAGUGUGAAUUCAUUUCUUUGAAUAAAAGUAUGUAUGAUAUUGUGAAGAAGGAGAUGAUCUGCCUUUGUGGGUUGUACAUGCAUUUUUGCGCUCAAUAGUAUUUCCGUUUAUUAAUAGGUGCCUUUUUGUACUACUUGCAUUGUCUGCAUUCAUUUAUUAAUUAGUUAUUAAUAAAGUAAAGCAAAAAAAUAUAUUUAAAGCCGUUUAACUAGUCAUCAAGUGAUUGUUUGCUCACUAAAAAAAUUGAAUUAAAAACAUUAAAAUAUACCUUAAUACAGUAUUUAAUUUUUUUUUUUUUAAAGUUACGAAUAUCCUCUGAGAUAACUUGAAAAAUAUGUUUGAUUCCCAAACAUUUGCUUGAGACACCCCAGCAAUUUCAUGUCACACUUUAAUUCCAUGCAGAAUAUUCCUAAUAUUUGUACACCUCGUUAAGGUACAGUCAUAUCUCGUUAGAAUGAACAAGGUCUGCUGCUAAGUGAAUUUAUCAGAUAUAGUACAUGGAGUGAAACUGUACAUGGAAUGGUAAAGGUGCCUGCUGGAAAAGUUUGGAAAUACAAACACUAUGCAUCAAAAUGACAACCAUCAUCUGCCUAAAGCACAAUUGUCAAGUGGUCUAUGUCCAGGGUCACAGCUUGUUGCCCAUAAAGGAGCCCUGGCUAAUGGAACCUAAGACAAUUAAUGAUUUUUGGCAUCCUGGACACCUGGGACUCCAAUACAAGGCUGACCCUGCCCUAGUAUCUCAAAAACUAUUCUAACAGUUAGUCUACUAAUGUGUCCUAAAGAGUCCUAAAAAUGUAACAAGGCAGGGAAAGAAAACACAAUUUCAUAUGUAUUAGUUAGCAAUAUAUUAGAGACACCCAUAAACUUAUUGUAGUUGUUAUGGUGCAAAUCAGUCUUUGGGAGCACACAAUAAUUUUUAAUGUGAAAUGUCACUUUCACAUUAUCUGUACUGUCAAGAUACAUACUACAGGCCUCAAAAUUUCCACUUGCCCACUAGCUACUGGCAAGUGAAAACUUACUGUGGCGGCUGAGUAUAAAUUCACCCCUGGAGAGGGUGCAAUGCACCCCCCAGGCUUGCAGUGGCAGGUAACUUUUAGGCCUGGUUAGUUGUGUUGGACGUUUGAGCUGUGAUGUAUAGCAUGAUUGCUUUUACUUCAAUGUGGUCAUUUUGUUUUCAGAGCAUUUAGAGACUCUGCUCAGAUAAAUGGAUUGCAUUGGAUUUUUAUUAGUGUUUGUGAAGAUGUUUGCUCAGUAGCACAAUCAAAAUAUGAUAAGAAUGUCUUAAUAUAAAUGUCUUUUAUAUUAUAUGAAAUAGCACACUGAGAUGAGCUCAGAUAUGUAUGCAAAAGGUAAGGGUUUUGCCAGUUAUGAAUUGUAUACCUCUCAUUGAUCCAUUUAAAAUCAAAAAGUCCUCCAUAUGAAUUCAGCUGAUCAGUAAAAAGAAAAUUCACACAUAAGGAUAAAAUAUGGCAUCCCCCAGCCUACUUGAUACGUGGAAGUUUUUUCCUUAAGGGGAAAAAAGGCAUGCACCCUGUUCAAAUGUUCUUUUAAUAUAACUAAAAUAAAAAUGUGAAUGCUUCUUUAACUGAUCAUCUGAGUGUGGUAACAGUAACAUUUUUAGUAUGCCAGUAGUAUAUAUUAAUCUCAUUCUUUUGAUCCAACUCUGUCAAUUAGUUCCCGCUGCUGCGCCCUCUUUGUCUCUGAUCAGCGACUCCCCAACUGAUAUCCACGUCAGCUGGCUUCAUCUCCCCUCGGAGCUUAGCAAUGGGCACAUUAUAAAAUACCGCAUUGAAUACUACACCCAGCGGGAGGGUAUGUGUGCUGCUUACUGUUAUUGCAAAGCUAUCGCUUCGAAGUUAUGUGCUGGUUCCACAUCAGGUUUACUGAACAGCUGUAAUGAAAUGUGCAAUGAGGACUCUGGAAAAUAAUCAGAAAAUUUAUAUUGCAUUUCACAAACUCCAACAAUGCCCUAUUCUGACAUAUUACAUUCAUAAUAGUAUUACUCUGCCUUAAAUGUGUUCCAUAGAAUUACAUUUUCACAUGGAGGUAACAUCUGUUAUACCUUGUGUUGAGUAACUUUAUUAUGAUCCUGUGAAAAAAGUAUAGUGUGAAAUUAUUUAAUUUGAUUUUCCCAGUAAAGAUAUUUCCUUGUCUAUGUACAGAUGUUAUCACCUCUGUGGACAUUGGUGGGAAUGAGACGCAGGUCACACUUAGCCCAUUGCUGCCAAACAAGAUGUACAAAGUGCGGAUCUCGGCUAGCACGUCGGCAGGAUUUGGAACCUUCUCUGAAUGGAUUCAACACCAAACUCCAGAUCUGGACAAUCAGACACAAGGUCUGAGGAAAUGUUCGGUGAUGCUGGGUGUAAACACUCUGGCUGUGUGCAGUUCUUGCAGUUAGUUGCAUUGUGUGAUAAUUCAAGUGGGCCUUGCCAGACUUGGAUGUUCCGAAUUUCAUAUACCUAGGUGUGAGCAUUCGUUAUGGUGUCUAGUUAGGUGUGAACAGUCAGUAUUGUGUCUAGUUAGGUGGGAUUAUUCAGUAUUUUGUUUAGUUAGGUAUGACCAUUGAGUAUCGUGUCUAGUUAAAUGUGAGCAUUUAGUAUUGUGUCUAGCAAGGUGUGAACAGUCAUUAUUGUGUCUAGUUAGGUGAGAUUAUUCAGUAUUGUGUCUAGUUAGGUGAGAUUUUUCAAUAUUUUGUUUAGUCAGAUAUGACCAUUGAGUAUUGUGAGCAUUUAGUAAUGUGUCUAUCAAGGUGUUAACAUUCCUAAUUGUGUCUAGCUAGGUGUGAGCAUUCAGUGUUCUUUCUAGCUCAGUGUGAGAUUUUAGUAUUUUGUCAUAGAUAGUAGAUGUGUCCUAAAGUGCCUCUAAUGAGUUUUUGUUUUAAACAAAUUCCCAAUACAUUAGAACUGCUUUCAGGACGGUAACAUAUUUAGCCCAUAUGUGACACCAUUUGAAGAUCUCACGUGUGCAGUUUGGCUGUGGAGAUGGGCUCCUUGGAAUUGUCUCACCAAAUCCUCAGUAACUUUUACUGUUAAAAAAUAUAAAUCCAAAACAAGAGUGCACGUCAUGAUGGCUUCCAAUUUGCUGAGUAGUUCCCAGAAUUCCACUGUGUAUAAGCCUGGCAGUUUAUCCAAGUCAAGAAUCUUAAAUUCACCUAUUUUUUUCUGUAAUUUUUACUUCUGUGUUUAUUUCAUAUUUUCUAACAGUGCUUGUCCAAGAAAAAAAAGAUACUAGCUAGAAAUGUUUGAUUUCCUUUUCAUUAAUAAUGAAAAGAACAAACUGCUGAAUAGAUAAAAAAUUAUAAACAAAAGCACAUGCGCUCUUAAAAAAUAAAUAAAAUAUAUAUAGAUUGUCUGAUGGCCUCACUGUAACUGUCAAAGCUAUUCCAUGAGGGAUUUAUAUGGUCAGUUUUGGACACAACCUCAUGAGAAAAUCUACAGAAAAAAUUUAGACAAUGAUAUUUGUUUUUCUUCUGCUUUGCUUCCCUUUGUAUAUGCAGUCGAUCAAUCACCAAUGCAGUUGAAAGUAAGUGCCCACACCAAUUCACUUUCUCUCAGCUGGCAGCUUCCCCACAGCGAGCACUUGGUCUCUGGUUUCAGGCUGUAUUGCCGCAUGGUGUGUCCUUCUCUGGAGUUGGGUGGGCCUUGCUCACAGCAUGGGAAGACCUGGGACAUGGGACCAAUCAAACUGAAGAAGAGGCGAAGACAAUACGAAAUAACUCAGCUGAGUAUGUUUUCUAUUUUUUAAAACUCAUUGACCCUAUGAUAGGACAUACAAGGCUAUUUUACUAACUUAUCAUUAGGACUUAUAUACUUAUCUGUCUGACCACUCAGUAGAGCAAAUACAACCAUCUUACACCGAUCCAACCAUGUGACAUGCAAGGCUAGACUAUAUGACAUAGACCUCUCUAUAUGAUACAUAGCAAUCCUACAAACUAACAUAACUUUGGUGUGAUUUACAAGUUUCACUUAAUGGCAUCUCACCGCUUCUUUAACAGAUUUCAUCUUCUAUCUUAUGUAAUGUAGGUGUGACUUGUUAAGAAUUCAGAUAGAAUUCCAUGUUUGAGGCUAAGAAAGCCAAAAUGUUUGUAAGUUUGGCUAUUUGUCGCCUGAAAUCUGACAUUCACAACAAAUCAUACGUCAAUGAAUAUCUCUGACAGUGUAGGAUUGUGUAUAGGCUACCCCUAUUAUUAGCUACUUCCCAAAUCCUUGACAUAACUUAUCUGUUUGGCAGUGCCUGGGCAGCUGUACCAAGUCAAGCUGGUAGCAUACUACAAAAAGCAAGAAGGACAAACAGCAGUUUGGGAAGGGAUAACCAAGCAAUUACCAUCCUCACCACCAGGUAGGUAGUUUUACGGGAGCGUAUUGUGUUAGCUAUCCACACUACUUUGCAUCACUUCACUUCAGCAAUAAAAUAGUUAACAUAGGUUACUAAUAUAUCAAAUGAUGUUAUAGACGUGCAUACCUCUUUCUACUGCAGACCUUAUGAAGCAGAAGAUUCCCCCAAUGCCUCCAACUCACAUAGAGGCUGAUUCCAAUAGCUCUACUUCGGUGUGGUUAAGGUGGAGGAGGCCACCUUUUGCUGGCAGCAAAAUUGUAAACUACACGGUGCGCUGUGGCCUCCUGGGAGCCAAAAACAACUCACUAACCACGUAUCACAGCAGGUAACAAAAGGACCAUACUUGCCUAUGACAUAAUCAUCCAGAAACAAAAAUAAGAGUUCUGGCACUUUCUAUUACAAUAAAUUGUUUUACAUGUUGAGAUUUGUUUCAUUCAUGAGUUAUAUUGUUUCAUUGUUCUCAGUCUCACCGAGGAGAUUCUGAUCUCUGGCCUGAAACCUUAUACCAAGUAUGAAUUUGCAGUUCAGUCCAGUGGAAUCGGCAUUGAUGGCCCAUUUAGUAAUACAGUGGAGAAAAUGACACUUCCAGACAGUGAGUAAGAGAGAUUGAUGAAUUGAUUUUUUGUAUUUUGUUUAUUUUCUACAAUGCCUCUUAACACUGCUGAUUAACCAGUUUAGUUGGUAAAUGCUCCAACUGUAGUACUUAUUUAAACAUCACGGUAGCUUGUUUAAUUUCCAGCAUGCUUAGCUAAACAUUUCAUCUUGCUGAUGUUCACAAAACUUUAUAAUGUAUUACAUGUAUUUUUAUGUAUAAAUACUUUUAUACGAAGUGGUUUUUUUUUUAAAUUUUUUUUUUUGUUGCUACAUAUCUCCUGGAACAGCAAUAUAUGGUACAGUACUGUCAAGUACUGCCUGUAUUAUAGCAACACCUAAAGGUACAUUGGCACUUGUUUAAGCAAGAGUUAUAAAGUGAAAAUAAAAGCAAACUUAGUUUAAAGAUACUUACACUACGUAGAGAUGGAGUAGAAAUUGAUGGGUAACCAUGCCUAUAUAGGACAUUAUGGCUAGGGGCGAGACACUGCUAGGUUGGCAGCAAUCCUAUCACAAGACAAAGUUCUCUGACCUUCACUCAUGAUAAAUCCCAAAUAUUUUACCUCGGGAAAACAUAAUUGCUUUUUUAAGAGAAACCUUAUGACCACAAUCGGCCAUGUGUUGCAGUAGGUGAAGGGAAUCCUUAUGACAAUUGUCUUUAUCUGACUGCGCAGCAGACGGUCAUCCAUGUAUUGAAGCAACGUAGAGCUACAUGGGGAGGCCCGUGACUCAAGAGUCUUAUCGACCAUUGCUGAGAAGGCUGUGGAGGAGUCACAGUAGCUUUGGGGAAGUAGGCUCUAUGCUUAUUGACUGCCUCUGUAUGUGAAAGCAGUGGUUUUGUGUCAGGGUGUACAGGGAUCCUAGAAAAUGGAAUGGAAGUAAGAAGAGAAUUAACAUCAGUUACAAUAGCUGCCAGCGGUUGGACAAUAGAAUUAACCAUCCGCUAAUCUUGUGUGAACCUAUACUCAGCCUUGUUUGGCUUUGGGGCAGGAUUAAUAGGUCUAUUGUAUGGUGAGUGUGUUGGUUCAUUGAUGCCUUUCUGUAGUAACUCUGGUGUGACUGGGGCUAUGACUGCCUCCUUGUCUUGUGAUGGAGGGUAUUAAGUGUGCACAGAAGAUGCACCUGGUUUGAAAGUGGCCUAGUAUAGAGUGCAGGGUAUGUAAUCAGGGACAGUGGAAGAACUUUCCCAUAGAGCAUAUGACAGGGCACUGAGUGAGUUUGAUAUGGGAGAUGUGUCAAGUUAGCACUCCAUUGCCAUAUCCAUUGCCAUUUUAAAAUGUGCCAUUAAGUCAUGGCCAAGCAAAUUGACUGGACAGUGGAGGUGUUCUAGAACCUUCAUUGGGGGCCCCACUUACACCAAGAGAGGAUUCACUUGUAGGAAACAGGAACAUGGUAAAAUUUAUGUGACAAACUGGAUUUGGUAGCACCAGUGUAUAUAAGAAAAUCAUAGUAGAUUCCAUGAACAUGGAGAGUUACCAUGGGGAGUGUAUUCCACCUUUUUGAAAGCUGGGUUAACAAACAAGCUAGGGACUAUUGGUUAUUAUUAUAGUUGGGGUGGUAGUGAAAGUCAUAGGGGUAUUGUGGGGGGCAGGCUGGGUUUGUUAGGCAGGUUUUGUGUGAAUGGGACCAGAAUUUGGACAUUCAUUAUGCCAGUGACUGUGCUGACCACACUUAAAGCAUGCACCUCUCUCUUGCUGAUUGACUGGUCUAUCAUGCUGGGCUCUCAAUAAUCUGCUAUCUCUGCUUGCAUAUCUUCCUCUACUUGCUUCUCUGAAUCUGCCCCGUCCUCUAUUACCUCCUGAAAACAUCCUUUACAUUGCUGGGGAAUAUACCAGCUGCAUCAUUUUCUCUUAUAUCCUUUUCAAAAACUUGCACAGUCAUUCCAUAGCUGCAUUUGUCCAAAUAUAAUUAGCUCUGACUUCUGAACUAUCAUUCUGUGUUUUCAAAUGAGCAGAUACAUUUUCCCAAUCAAUAUCUUGCCACUUAGUAAUACAAUUCAAAAGAAACCUAUAAUCAGAACCACUCACUUGCAUUUCAGUAGUAACACUUUUCAAAUAGAUUAUUGCCCCAACAAGGUGUUUGACUGGAUCAGGGCAUUCUUUGGCUAAGGACACCCCUAUCUCCCACUAUCAUAUAUGUUAUGUGUUACACAUGGGCAUUGGGGAUCAAAUGAGGAGAUUUCCAGUUGCACCUUGGUUUUGGUCAGGAAUAUCACGGGAGGGUUAGAUCCUGCAGUAAUCAAUAUAUUAUCAUCAUCAUCGUCAUCAUCAUCAUUAAUUGACAGUUGCAAACUUGGAUAUAAUGGACCAUAAGGUAUACUACUGUGGCACCAGAGGAGGGUGUGAAGGUGUCUUAUUUGGCUCACACAUCCUGUAGGAUGAUAUCUUUACUCACACUUCUGCACACUUUGUCAUGUAUGACAUAUCUAAUUGCAGGUCUGGGGAUAUUGACCCCAUGCCGGAUCAUUUUAGCAUCUCCCAACUCCCUUAACCCCUCAAGGACCAAACCUCUGGAAUAAAAGGGAAUCAUGACAUGUCACACAUGUCAUGUGUCCUUAAGGGGUUAAUCAUAUCUAUAAACAGAGAACAAAAAACCUCCAUCUCUUGGUAAAGAGAAACUUUGCCCCAUACCUUCAGUCCACCCAGAUAUUAUCAACAAAAGGAGUACAAUAACAACCUCCUGCCACUCUACUUACAAUUUUUUUAAGUGUUUCAACUGGAAGUGGGGAAUGCCUUCCGAGGAUUGGAGACCACAGAUUGGGCCCGAGGACGUUGGGCAGACUGCAUAGAUGAAUGAGAUGGGAAGAUCUGUAGGACAGGUGUGAGGUGCCUGGGGUGCAGCUUCAGCCAGAAUUAUUCAAAGAGGCUGUCCAGAUGUGACAAGGCUCAGGACCUCAUUCCCUGUGCUGCUCGUGGAGACAUUGCUGGUCGCGUUAGGUUGGCUGCUUCUGCUGAUAAGUUGCUGGCAAUUCAUCACUACAGCUGGAGAGGGUGUCGGGAUAUCCCUCACCAGCAGAGGAGGGGGGAGAGCUGAAAGGAGAGACUGCAUGAGUAGUGGACAGAAUCAUGCUGAAGGAUCAGCCAACUCCCCCAGCGUAUGUAGGCCUCUUCUGGCCGCAAGUCUGCUCUCCAUUGAAGCCGCCGAUUUCGGUCUGGAUCACGGAUAGUGGCACCACUGUGGUGAUAAUACGGGAUAAUUCCGUAAUGUAGAAUUCAGGCUUGAAUCGAGCAAUUUAAGCUUUUUCAUAGCUUUUUACCUCAAAGCUCCCAAAAUGUGCAACCUGUCAGUGCGGCUGCAGACUCCACCCUCAUCCUAUCAGCUUUAAAGACAUUGUGAUCUCUGAAUGCAUUUACACACCUUGAUUGUCUUAGAGGGAAUGAGUAGCUGUUUUAGCUUAGCUAGACAACCAAGUAUAUUAACAACUUUUCAGGAAAAACACCAUCUUUACAUUUACAUAUGCAAGUAAUUUACUUAAAUAUUUGCAAUUUAAAUCCACUUGUGAUAUGCCUGUAUUUUAGAGAACGUCCAAGUUAUUCCCAUAGUAACAACAAAAAAAUGUGUACGCACAUCCCUACUAAAUAAAGACUUACAUCUUACACUUGUGACACAAGCAGUUUUACAUCUGGCUGCCACAUUUUGUGUGCGAAGGAAAACACAAACAUAAAUUCAGUUUUGCUGUGCUGGAGACAUUCAUUAAUAGGUCGUAUCAAUACGUUGGCAAAUUUUAUGGAAUGUAUACGAAGACAGCAACAAGUAACAAGAAAAAUCAGUUGUAGAAAAGCAUAAUGGACUGUGUGACUGCAAGAUGACAGAAAAUGAUCUAAAAGUGCUUUGAGUUAAAAAAAAAAAAAAGUGUGAAGCAAAUCUUGAAAUAGCCAAAGGUCUCUGGCAGUAGACCAUUUUUUGAUGAACUUCUGAGUCCAACCAUGUUCAAAGGCUGGAGAACCAUGGACCCAGCGAGCUUGGAGGGAGUUGAUGGCCAUCACAGUAAACAGUCUGAGACAUUUGGAGAUACAUUAAUUUAUUUAUUUUUGCCUGCUAGAGUGUUUGGGUGGUGGGGCAUGUUAUUGUAUUGUAUAGUUACAGGUUGGCAUGUGAGUGAUUCUAGAGGUAGCGUGGUAUCGGCAAAGGUGGGCAUAUAGGUGUUUAUAGUUGUGUAAGUUGGUGGCUAAGAGGAUGGUGGUUGUACAUAGUGGACAUUUGAGAGGUGGUGUGUAUAGAUGUGUAUCGGAGAGGCACAUGUGUAUAGGUGGGAUUAUGGAGCUGAUGAUUAUUGAUGGGUUUUUGGGGUGUUAGGGUGGAUAUGGGGAUGACUUUAACAGAUUUCUUGCUUCAUUUGGAUCCAGCUGAUAUUACACAGAAGAGCAUGAAUCACUGAAUGAUACACUUGCACUCAUACUCACUCUGGAGGACCAACAGGAAGCUUCAUCUCCUUCCAUCACACUCGAUUCUUCAUCUGUUCCUGUUGAAAGAGCAUCAGGCUCUAUGGAACCCGCAGCUUUUCCUAUCAAUACUGGUCUUCUUGAGCUUACUAGCAUUUUUAUAUUCACAUGAUUAUUAAUUUCAUGUUAGAAAUUGUACAUGGUUGAAAUUGUAUUCUUGCAAUUGUAACACCGCAGUCAAUAACGGGAAGUUGAACAGCUGUUUUGGAUUUUCAAAAUUGAUAAUGCAGAGAUGUUGCAGAACUAGAACUUCCCUGAGAUUUCUCUGGCUUUGCAUUUAAUUCUAAACCCCUUCAGUAACAUGCAGUUUUUGUUUGAAUAUUAGCGUAAUAUUUAUUUGAAACAUAGGAUGCACAGCUAACAUAUAAACAAAACGUAGGAUAAAGUUUUGUGCAUUGGGUGAUGUUGAGACAAACAUAACAAUUAAAUUUAUGCAAAUUUACACCAUUUAUUUUUCUUCAUUUAUUCGUUUACCCUUUUUUGAAAUAUUAGGGCAAUUUAAAAUGUUAUACUAUAAAUGAGUCACACAGAGUCUGGAAUAUUCGUAUAAAAUCAAAAUUACAAUUAUUGUGCUUAACAGAUGGUGGUUUAAUGAGUGGCAGAACUCUCAUAGAAUUCAACCGCAUCCCAGUUCACCAUCAUUUAAAGGGACAAUCCAGGCACCCAGACCACUUCUGCCCAUUGUAGUGGUCUGGGUGCCAACUCCCACUACCCUUAACCCUGCAACUGUAAUUAUUGCAGUUUUCAUAAACUGCAAUAAUUACCUUGCAGGGUUAAGUCCUCCCCUAGUGGCUGUCUACUAGACAGCCACUAGAGGGCACUUCCUGGUCCAUAGCACAGGUUUCCUGUGCUAUAGCGUCGCUGGACGUCCUCACGCUGUGUGAGGACCUCCAGCGUAGCUAAAAUCCCCAUAGGAAAGUACUGAAAAGCAUUUUCAAUGCUUUCCUAUGGAGCAUUAGACCUCUCCCCCGCCGGCUGACGUAAUGAAGGGGAGGAGCGGCGGUGGAGGAAGAAGCAGCGACGAGGGACAUCGUCGCUGGCUUUGGUAAGUGACUGAAGGGGUUUUCACCCCUUCAGCAACCGGGGAUGGGAGGUGGGAGGGAGAGUGUUUUCCUGGCAAUGGAGAGUCCCUUUAAGCCCAUGUUGGACCUACGAUACGGCUGAACUGUCUUUGAAUAUGCUUCCAGUCACGUGCUACUUUGGACUUAAACGUGAAAUUCACUUUAAAUUUAUAGUUAAAUAGGCUGCAAAAAGACUUCGGUCCAUUAAGUUCAACCUUUCUCCCAUCUAUUUCCUCUGUUAAUCCUAAAGAAGACAAAAAAACCCAGUGUGAAGCUUUUUCCAAUUAUGCAACAAACUAGGGAAAAAAUCCCUUCUCGACCCCAGAAUGACAGUCAGAAAAUUGCACAGCAUAUUCAAGGUCUGGCCUUAUAAUUGAUUUAUAAAGGGGCAAAAUUGUAUUUUCAUCUCGAAUUGUCUUUCCACUGUAGUGCAUGGCACAGGUAAUAUCUCUAAAAAUAUUACCUCAGAGGUGGGUUUGUUCAGUUUAUUUUCUAAUUUCCAGAACUAGUUCUUCAUGACUCUUUAUAAGAAUUCUCACUCACUCUGAGUUUACUAACUAAACGUGUAUCUGUUGCUAAUUGUAAUGUAGUACUUUAUCACUAGGUGGCAGUGUAUACAAGCAUAACCAGUCUAUAUUCAACUAUAAUAGACUUUGUAAAAUCACAAUCACUGCAAUAUUGAGACUAUCCAUUUAUCUACCCAUGUAUUGAUCUAUCUAGCCAUCACUGCAGAAAAACCUGCAGAUUCGUUCAUUUUAAAAACAGCAGAUUAAGUUUUUGUAGGAUUUCUUUUUUGUCUGUUAUACCAGUAUUGGAGGCGGUAAUGACCAUUAGCUCCGAAAUAUCAGUGUUACAAAACACAAGAGUGUUAAGACAUUAUUAUAGAUAUUAUUGGUGCCCACGAGACAUGUUAUGCGUUUUGGGGGAAAAAGGCUGUGUUUAAUUUUUUUAGCACAUACUGUAACAGAAGUUCUGUGGUGUGAUAAUUUCUACCAAAAUCUUCAGAUAAUUGUUUUUCCGAGGAUAAUUGAAAGUAGUGACAUAGCAUGAUAUAUAUGGUAUUCAGAUCAUCAGACCCCCAUCCCCUCCCCAUACCAGAACUGUGCUUUCUUUACCAAUUUCUGUUAUGUAGCUUUUGAUUGCAAUCAUCAACAAAAAUGCCAAGCUUACUCAUUCAUAUUAUUCAUUAAUACUUUGAUGUCAAUAUCAUAUGAACUACACUGGAAAAAAAUAUAAAUGCAACACUUAUGUUUUUGCCCCCAUUUUUCAUAAGCUGAACUCAAAGAUCUUAGACUUUUUCUAUGUACACAAAAGGCCUAUUUCUCUCAAAUAUUGUUCACAAAUCUGUCUAAAUCUGUGUUAGUCAGCACUUCUCCUUUGCCUAAGGCACACCUGUGCAAUAAUCAUGCUGUCUAAUCAGCAUCUUGAUAUGCCACACCUGUGAGGUGGAUGGAUUAUCUCGGCAAAGGACAGGUGCUCACUAACACAGAUUUAGACAGAUUUGUGAACAAUAUUUGAGAGAAAUAGGCCUUUUGUGUACAUAGAAACAGUCUUAGAUCUUUGAGUUCAGCUCAUGAAAAAUGGGGGCAAAAACAAAAAUGUUGUAUUUAGAAUUUUUGCAGUGUAUAUAUGAAAGAAAACACUGCUCAUUUCAUAGGAAUAACUGACCAUGGAACUGGGGUUUGAGUUGAACGCAUACACUGAAAAGGUCCUUUGUAACUAUACGAAAUAUGACUUGUGACUUUUAUUUUUCUAACAAAAAACAAAAGUGAAGAGGAGCAUAUAUCAAUUAAUAAUAUCGAAUAUGACACAAACUGGUCCAUCCCUUUAGCAGUAAAAACAUAGUGGUGCUAAACGUAGAAAAAAGCAAUUGUUCAAAGUAGAAAAUAAAAUUAUAUCUCGCAACCAUUCAUGGUCUUGUUCUAAAUCUUCCUCUUCUCAUUCAUCUGUUUUUUUUUUUUUAAGGACCCUACUCGCCUCCUUCUGAUGUGGAGGUACACCCUGUGUCACAGUUUUCAGUUCAGGUACACUGGCGCCCUCCUAUGGAGUCCAAUGGAAUAAUUGUGCAGUACCUGAUCAUGUUCAGCUACAACAGCAGCUAUCCAGAUGAAAAGUGGACUGUUUUGAUCAAAGAAGGUGAGAGAUCACUUGUGAUCAUUGAUCACUAAUAAUCGUAAAGGAGCCAUACGUAAAAGCAGUUCCAAGAGCAAUAUCAUGUAAACCAAUGGAAUGAACUUACUGAUUGCUCCACUUUCAGAAUUAAUCAUGAUACAUAAUCUCAAUAUUUGCAACUUUGUACGUAUCAAUUAUGAUUUACUUUCUUAAAUUAAUAAAUUGUCAUUUUAUAUAUACAACUCUAAGAGUUUUUCUUCCUUUUUAAACUUUGUCAUCACCUUCCCCUUAUUGUGGUGAGGGUGAUUGUAUUUUCAAAUAUGGUGUUUUAUAUAUAUCAUUAGUUGCUGGUUAUUGGAAAUGUAUAAUAUAUAGAGCAAUUCACAGUAGUGAUAUAGCAUAGUCAAUUCUUUGCUUUCUAUUUCAGCAAUGUAAACACUGGAUUUUAUUUGAAAAGUAAACCUUUUCUCGCAAAAGGCAGUGUUUACCUUAGAAAUACUGCAAGGACAGGCUGUAGACAACAAAGCAACUACAGUAAGCUGUAGUGGUUCUGGUGAUUAUAGUGUCCCUUUAAGAAAACGCAUGCAUGUGUACCAUUUGUGGCAUGUACUGGGUGUGACGGAUUUCUGGGUACUGUUUCUGCAAGUUAAUGGAUAAUGUGUUCAUGAUUCGCCAUUGGAUCUAAUGAUAGGUCAGCACAUUGUGUAGUGAAUAUAUAAUACAUAUAAUGCUUGCAUAAUGGGUACUUCGCAGAAUUUGGAAUUAAUUAGUAAUCUGGUAUUUUGAAGGUAACGUUUUCAGCACAGAUGUGUCAGGUUUGCAAAGUGGGACCAAAUAUUACUUUAAGAUGGGAGCAAAGACUGUGUCAGGUUUGGGACCAUACUCCAGUUUGAAAGAAGUGGAAACUAUGCCAACACGAUCGCCGGGUACUGAAGGUUAGGCUUUCCAAAAUUCUUCAUAUACAUGUAUCCCCGGUAUAAAUCCUUCGCUUGCAUGUGUACCAUGAUUCCAUUCUACCACCAAUAAUAAUGUAUAUAUCUAUGUGUCGUAUACAAAAGGUAUUUCAACCAUUUUCUCUCCAAAGCAGAUGUCCUGGAUAUGAAUUCGGUAACUGGGAUCAUCGUGGGUGUCUGUUUAUGCCUUCUGUGCUUUCUGCUCUGUAUGUGUGCCAGCUUUCAGCAGGGAAAACAGAGGUACGCUGUACGCAAAAAAAUAGUCCUUUACUUCCUCUUGGUUCACAUGUUGUUGAUUUGAAUAUAUGAACACAACUAGUCAGAGAGCAUCAUAUAGCUAACCUUAUAACUCUCAUUAUCAGUUACAGUGAAGUCAUACGUAUUUGGACAGUAAUGCACAUUUUGUUAUUUUGGCUCUGCACUAGCAGACUCAAAAGUACCAAGUUUAUAUUGUUAGCAUUAAAUUGAGGCUAUUUACAUCUAAAAAUGAUGACCCUAUUAAAUAUAUAUAUAUUCCCUCCAUUUUAGAGGAAUAAAAGUAAUUUGUUUAAUUAAUAUAGUCACAAUCAGAUGUUGGCUGAAAAUCAUACAUCUGAUUUAUGCUACCCAAUACAUCAACAGACAUUAAAGGAACACAUAAAUCUCCAAAGAAAGUAUGCAGGUAAUUUGUUUUAUAUAUUUUCUUUGGAGGUAUAUGACAUUGUGGCUUGCAGUAGCUGUAGAUCUUGUAUCUGCAGAUAAUACAAGCCCACCCUAUCAUCCCCAGCACAGAUUGUGGCUGUCAGAUCACAGAUAUCUCAUUGAGCUGUAUUAAAGCUCAUUAUGAAACAGGCCUCCCAAUCAGUCCCAAUUUUAGGGUCCUGUCCUGCAGUCCCAGCUCCCUGGUGUACGACUUUUGCAGACACCAGAGAACUGUCCUAAAAAGUGUAGAGCAAGUGCAUCACUAAACAUGUCUGCUCUACCCUCAGGUCACCUGGACCAUGCAUUGAAACCGUACUCCCUGCACAUUCGCCCUCAUUUGGCCAUAUGGGACACCAAAGUUGGGACCUAUGGACAAGUCUUUGCAAAGUGCUGUGAGCAAUUGCUGCCUCUUGAGUUUAGCUCAACUGAGCUAACCAAACCAGGAAGUAAUAGAACUUGCUGCCUGAUUGACAGCCAGGGGGUGUAACAAGACUCAUUUAUAAAAGUGCCGAUUUCUAUUGAAGCAAGCUGACGUGCUUUAUGAUAUUGAAGUGUUCCUUUAGUAAUUUGCCUUACUGUCUCUACCAGUUCUAUUGAAUGCAGGUUAGGUGACUGACUCGGCUAGCCAAGAACAUUGCUUUGUGUGGCCUUGAAAUCUCCAUUGUUAAUAUAGCAUUAUGUUUAUAUUGCUAUGGUUGGAUCUGAGCUGGUAAAAUAUUUCAGUACACUUCAAAAUAUAUCCUGCUGUCAGCAGUCAUAUAAUAAAUACAUUUAAGUGAAUGAAUUACCUUGGCAGCUGUGCAUACUCAAGUGAUUGCACUCUAUCAUGUUUGCUUUUAGUUAGUCCCUUUCUUUCCCACACUUUCCUCUUUGCACCACUCUGGUACAAGUUAAUCUCCAUCACAUUUGUCCAUAAAGCAGCACUCUUUUUUGACAAACUGUAAUCUGUCAGUUUUAUUCUAGAGGCUUACAAUGUUUUCCCCUUCUUACUGGAGGGUAUUCUAGAUCUAUUCAACAGGUGAAAAUUGUAUUUUCUCUAAAAUUGCAGACAAUUAUCAUUCAUUCAGUACAUUGUCCUUUAACAGUCUACCAAGUAGUUUGCUGAGUUCAAUAGUGUGCUUUUACACUAUGCUACAAUUUUGAUAAUUCUGCUAUUUAAAAUCAUAUAAUUUUAACAAGCAUAACAUAUUGAUUAUAAUCAAAUUGAAAAAGAUUUUUUUAUAGCAUUAUGCAUUCUACUUUAGAAUCAGUUAGAUACCCUUGUAUUUUUUGCUCAGAACCAACAGGACUUUUGGGCUUUUUUAUUAGUUCUCUUGAACACAAACUAAUACUGCAUUGACAUGCACCUCUUCCAGAGACAGAUGUGCUGUGAACUGUUCACUUAAUUUUGGUCCCCAUAAAUGGAUAUACUUUAUAUAAGAGGUGUUCCUACAGUUACUCUUUCAUAUACAAAUAAUAACAUAAUAAUAAUAAUAUUAAUAUAUGUAAAUACCUGAGGAUAUGUCAUCUGGGCGCAUUUUUACCUUCCAUAAUGCUUGCCAAUUAGUGAUGUCCCGAACGGUUCGCCGAACGGUUCGCCACCGACGGCGAACAUAUGCGCUGUUUGGUCCGCCCCCUAUGUCAUCAUUGAGUAAACUUUGACCCUGUACCUCACAGUCAGCAGACACAUUCCAGCCAAUCAGCAGCAGACCCUCCCUCCCAGACUCUCCCACCUCCUGGACAGCAUCCAUUUUACAUUCAUUGUGAAGCUGCAUUCUUAGUGAGAUGUCCAGGAGGUGGGAGGGUCUGCUGCUGAUUGGCUGGAAUGUGUCUGCUGACUGUGAGGUACAGGGUCAAAGUUUCCUCAUUGAUGACGAAUAGGGGGCAGACCGAACAGCGCAUAUGUUCGCCGUCCGCGGCGAACCGUUCGGGACAUCACUAUUGCCAAUAUAAUCAAACUCAUUUUAUAGCCUAGGACAUUUAAAUUAGUUAUUACAUGCAAUACAAAGCCAACAGAUGUCCCUUCCUCCUCACUAAAAUCAUCUCCCCACAACUCGUAGCAGUCCUGUCUGCACAUUGUUAACAUCACUGCUGAAAGCUUGUGUGUGAGUGUGAGAAUUCACCUUAGCACAGAGAUGACUGAGGUCAUUGAAAUAGUUCAUGUAUAUUUUACACUGACAUAACUCCAGAAGAUGUGGAUGAUGUCACUUGAUUACAUUAGAGUUGAAGACCUGAAAUAGUGGAAGACUUGCAAGCAGGAAAAAAAACUAUAUUCUGGUUGGGCCUAUUUUAGGUGUUCUCUCAGUGAUUCUCAAUUUAAAAUAUUUUCUAGUUUGCCUUAAAUUGACAUUCCGAGUGAUUAUAAUUAUUAUGGAGAAGACACUGUAUUAACAAAAAUAAAUAAAUAAAGUUAACUGUAAAGUUAACUUGAUGCAAAUUAAUCUCUCAGUCCAUCAUGAGCCUCUUGCUAUCUUCAUAAUCAACCUGAGUGAAUUAGUAACAAUGGGCAGCGUAAAUGGUCAAUUAUUUGAGGUGUGCUGUAAAUGUGCUUUAUCAAUAAGUGGAUCCAUGGAUUUUGAUGUGACGAAUAUAAGGCAUUAAAAAAUGUAAAUAUAUGGAACUAUGUAUUGUUUAGCUGUUUGUUGUAUCUUGGUAUGGAACUAAUAAGUAAGUUUUUUUUUGCCCAGGGAGGCAGGUUCUGAUCUGGGGGCCCGAUCCAGCAGAGGACCUGUAUCUUAUCAGCGAGCAAGGCAGGGGUCUUGUUCACAAAGCCACUGUCAAGACUCACAUGAGCUGGAGACACUUAUGCCAGCUCGUCAGGAAGACCCCCCAUCUCUACCUGUGCCAGAAGUAACUGACUUAAUAGGGGGGCAUGGAAUAGUCACAAACCCUCCACCGGAUGACAAGAAUCAGUUAAAGAUAAAGGUAUAUUGUGUUCCAAAAAAAAAUGUAGAACCAUAUUAUUCAACAUAUCCACUUCAUUUACAAAACGUGAACUGUGUCUUUUACCCAUAGCCAUCAUGGAAUGGAUCUGUUACUCAGAACUGGGCCAAUCACAUCACCAGUUAUUCAGAAACCAUUACAGGAGAAGCAGGGUCUGCAGUUAAUGGCUCAGCCAAUUCCAUACCAUUAGGAGGCCUAAGAAUGACCUUGCAUGACCUUCCAUACGAACCAAUAAAGGUAAGAGGAUAUUUAACUUGAUAACCAAUGGAUAAAUUUGAUAAGUAGUUAUCAACCAACAUAUAUCACACAGAACAUGGACACUAAUCACUUCUUCUCGUGUUCUUCUCAGCAGCUGGAUAUUGCCAGAAAUCACAGGAACCCAAAUCAGAACCAAGUGGAGGCGGACGUCAUUGUACAUUCUGACUUUUCAGCCUCAGAGAGAAGUGGGCGCUGCAUCGGACUGGAGUCUGAAGAGGAGGAAGAAGAUUUAAGUAUGGACCAGGACAAGGGUCCUACUGGGGAUCUAACCCUAGUAUCAAGCCCAGUCACACAAACAUUGGUAGUGGACAGUGACUGUGAUGGCUUGAGUGAACAGCCUUUAAUAUCUAUCAGCCCAGAAAGAGAUUUGGACUCCAAAACUCCCCUAAAGCAGCCUCUUGUUAAUGGCUUCCACAGGGGUGUAGACACUCAGGAGCUUCAAACACCUAAGAACAUUGAUUUCAAUGUAGAAGAAGGAGAUACACCACCAGAAAAUAUAUCAAUCACAUCCAAACCCCAGCAAGAACUUACACUGAACAGCCCUGCAAAACUGUGCUCUAAAUCGUAAACCAAGGGAUUAUCGCUCUAGCUUUGAGUUGGCAGAAACAAGUGUGCAUGUGCUGACUACAAUUCAAAGAUGAUCCCUUCUGGGGGAGGGGUAAUGAGAACCAAAUGCAUCUUUCUGCAAAACUGGAACAAAGACAAGCCUCCGAGGAGUGUGUGCAGCCAUGUUUUGUAGUCAAAAGGUGCUCUGACCUGUGUAAUCUUUCUAAUGUCCUUUUAUAAAGCAAUGAGUAUCGAAACGCACACUCACUUCAUAACAAUGAAACAAGAUGCGAGCAGCAAUGAAAGAUAGACCCUGGCGGAACAUUUAGAGGGUCCAAACAGCUUUUGUAUUGUGAAAUCAAGAAUCUUACACCUGUACUCUUCAGCUGCUGUUGAUCCCCGGUUACUCUACGGAUCAUGGAAGCUGCACUUCCACAAACGGAGACCAGCAGGUUGGCUGGUAUUAGGAUGUAGCGGUUCCAGUUCUGAUUCAAGAUUGAUGGUUGAAUGACAAAAAAUAUUUGCUUUCAUGCUGAAGAAAUGUUGUACACAACAUACUCGAAUGCUCAAGGUGCCACUGUGUGCUUUAGCCUCAUUGAUGCAUUUUGUGUCACAGCUGAAAUCGCAAAACAAGUUGCCUUCUUAUGUUUCAAGUGCGGAAGCUCUUGAGAAAAAUUGUAAUGAAUCACAUGUCCUCUAUCAGGACUCUACAGCUCUCCGAAAAAUGUAUAAUAUAAAAUUUGAUUCAAGCUGCACAAGGAGCUUUUAGUAUUUUCCUUCACCACUGAGAACAGUACCUGCCUGAUCUUAACUGUUCAAUAUAUGAUAGAGAAUCUCUGUUUUUGAAACCUUUGAUUACAUUCCAAAUCCAUUACAUAAUUGUCUCCAUCAGCUUAAUGCCAAUUAACUGCUCACUCUCAUUAUUUUAAUUCUAUACAGCCUAAUGCAUACUGGGCCAAUGCAGCGUCAUAGGAGCCGCACAACUCUUACUAUUAUAUUUGAAUAAUCAGAAAUCCAAGGGCUGAACAAAUCCUCUUCCUGUCAUCACCCACAGAAGAAGUAUGCAGCCAUUUUAUUUGGUAGGAGGGUCCCUGCUUUCCCAUAAUGCUUUGCCACGCCAGGCAUGACAUUCCACCUAUAAAACUUACGGUCGGUGCUACACCAUCCCAUCUGUGAUUAUGUCCACAUCAUACGCACUCUGUGAGUGCCUCCUCACCAUCCACUCCAACGAUUUUCUACCCUCCCUUUUGGUUAUUGCACUCACUUUUUUUCUUUUUUUUUUUAAAUGGGGUGUGAAUGUACUUCAUGAUAUUUCUGUAUUUGACUACGUUCCCUAGAAGUGGGAAUUCCCGUUAUUUUCGAGAUAGAACUUUGUGUGGCUGUGGUGUAAAGAACACAAAGCAAUUCUCUCACCUCUGGUACCCACGAGUUAUAUCUUCUGAACUGCCACAGUAUUUUCGUUAGUAUUAAUUUGAUGAGAAAGUCACAGCAGUACAGUGAGCUCCGGGCUAGUAAUUCCAGAGGAAGUGCAUUGCUCGAACCUGGAGUAAUUAUAGGAUUAACAAAUGAGCUAAUGAGUCUAUAUAGCUAACCCUAGAUAGCCGAAAUCCAUCAAAGGUUAAGUUAUGGGGGGUGGGGGGAAACAUUAAAGAGGCUUGCAGGAAUGUCCUCAUUCAUUGUGAAUAUGAUUUAUGAACUUUAAUACCUGAUGCAGGGAACAAAAUAUGUCAGUGAGAUCACUGCAUUGCUGUCUGAAAACACAUUUUUUACUCACUAAAAGUAUGUUACAAAUGAU
Messenger RNA from Pelobates cultripes (western spadefoot toad), 58421 nucleotides. The record is from the annotation of a GenBank genome assembly. Lineage: Eukaryota; Metazoa; Chordata; Amphibia; Anura; Pelobatidae.